Pelobates cultripes (western spadefoot toad) is the source of this 54651-nucleotide messenger RNA. Lineage: Eukaryota; Metazoa; Chordata; Amphibia; Anura; Pelobatidae. The record is from the annotation of a GenBank genome assembly.
CUGCCAAACACAACAUUCCCAUUCAGAGAGAUCCUCCUUUUAUUUUCUAGAAUGGAUGGCUUUGCAAAUUGAAAAAACAGCUGCCCUAGUACAAAUAAUCAGGACCAGCAGCAGCUCAUGACAGCAGAGCCCAUAGCAGCAGAAUCACAGCUGAUGACAGAACUGAUUAUUCCAGAGUGGCUGCAGAGACCACCAGAGCAUCACCCUUUCAUGGUGCCGCAUCAGGUAAAGCUCAUUGCAAACAAUUUGGAUCCAUAGAAUUCUAUGUUAUGCAACCACAUAUCAAUAUUCUUAUUCAGCCUCUUAUUAGAGUCUGACACCUGCCUCAGGAUGUAUAGAAGCAGAUGGAUAGAUGGAUGGAUGGGUGGGUGGAUGUGUGGAUAGAUUGAUGAACAGACACACACAAAAGUUACUAUGUAAUCAAACUGUGAUGUCUGUGUUUUUGGACUCUUACAGGCAUGAAUAUCCUUGACUUUAUAUUGGUCAUCGGUUGCUGUUAUUAAAUAAAUUCUCUUGUGGGCAGAUAGGCACUUUAGUGUUACCCUAGACAAUAGAAAUUAGUAGACACUGAAGGACCGGUGAGAAUUAGAGACUCCCCUUGGGAAUUCUUGGUUUAUAAUUAGCUCUGUUUUAAGAUGUUAAUGAUUUAACCGCAAACAAAAAAAUGCAUCCUUUUCUGAGCAAUGCAUGCGUGGUUUAGUGGACAAUUAAUUCUUUGUAUAGUACAGAUCGGGAAGAAGUAUACAUUUAUAUUCAUCAACCAUAAAACUGACGCACCUUGUCCAGUAGGGAAUAGGUAAGGCUUAGUGGAUUGUGGGGUAUCACUGAGUUGGUGUUUCAUGUUUGCACUUCUAUAAACUACAUGAGAUUGAGCUUUUGCUUUUGAUUUGUUGUUACUAUGUGGAACUGAGAGUGUAUCAUAUCUAUCAAUCCACAGCUGUGUCAUAUAAUACUGUAUUUAGCUCUCUGGAAUUGCUGGUGGUAUGUAAUGGUAACUGACAGUAAUAACAGCCAUAAUUCGAUGAGGCGUUCGCACUAUUAACACUACUAACCAAGUACAAGUCAAGGAACAAUAUAUAUUUCUGGACCAUCCACCUCCUGGUUUCAUUUGCUAAAUAUCCUGCUUCUAACAUAGUCUCUAUAAAUUUCACAGGUCAAAUUUGCUGAGAUUGAAGUGUCAUAGUUUCAUGUUGGCGCUUUCCCUCAAUCCAUCCUGCUCUGAAAUGGGACCAGCAAGGGAACUAGGCAGCAGUGUACCAGUCUAAGGGGCAACUCUCUUCUCUUUUGUGGUUCACUGUGACAUUUUUGCAAUUUUGCUUGACGCCAUUUUGCUGUGACCAAGAUUUAAGGCUUCAACCUUAAGCAUAACCUUUAAUCUUAACCCUAAAAUCCAAAACUCCGAACCCUAAACAAAGAUAAAUCAAUUCUGAUUAUCCAUGGCCACCUCAAAUAGGAGCACUGCCCUAAACUAAACCCACAAACUUCUAUCCUUAAACUAAACCCAAACACCUAUCCUUAAACUUAACCCGAACAUGUAUCCCUAAACUAAACCAGAACACCUAUCCUUAAACUUAACCCGAACACGUAUCCUUAAACUAAACCAGAACACCUAUCCUUAAACUAAACCCGAACACCUAUCCUUAAACUUAACCCGAACACCUAUCCUUAAACUAAACACAAACACCUAUCCUUAAACUAAACCAGAACACCUAUCCUUAAACUUAACCUGAACACCUAUCCUUAAACUAAACCCGAACACAUAUCCUUAAACUUAACCCGAACACCUAUCCUUAAACUAGACACAAACACCUAUCCUUAAACUAAACCCGAUCACCUAUCCUUAAACUAAGCACAAGCAUGUAUCCUUAAACUACACCCGAUCACCUAUCCUUAAACUAAACCCGAACACCUAUCCUUAAACUAAACCAGAACACCUAUCCUUAAACUUAACCCGAACACCUAUCCUUAAACUAAACCCGAACACCUAUCCUUAAACUUAACCCGAACACCUAUCCUUAAACUAAACACAAACACCUAUCCUUAAACUAAACCCGAACACCUAUCCUUAAACUUAACCCGAACACGUAUCCUUAAACUUAACCCGAACACGUAUACUUAAACUAAACCCGAUCACCUAUCCUUAAACUAAACACAAACACCUAUCCUUAAACUAAACCCGAACACGUAGCCUUAAACUAAACCCGAUCACCUAUCCUUAAACUAAACCCGAUCACCUAUCCUUAAACUAAACACAAACACCUAUCCUUAAACUAAACCCGAUCACCUAUCCUUAAACUAAACCCGAUCACCUAUCCUUAAACUAAGCACAAGCAUGUAUCCUUAAACUAAACCCGAUCACCUAUCCUUAAACUAAGCACAAGCAUGUAUCCUUAAACUAAACCCGAUCACCUAUCCUUAAACUAAACCCGAACACGUAUCCUUAAACUAAACCCGAUCACCUAUCCUUAAACUAAACACAAACACCUAUUAGUGACAGCUAGAGAGUUACCAUAUGGACACAGUGCAUGCACCGUGGUUGCUGUGGGUAGAGAGGUCUACUCUGCUCUCCCUGGCUUUUAAUUCCUGGGCAUUGAGUACCUGCUGAGGAAUUGAGAAACAGAUAGGAGAAAAAAAAACUAUUUUUUAAAUAGGCUUUUCUCCAAAUCUAUACAUUCGCUAGCAAAACCGUUAGCACAUUCUAUGCUUAAGCUCGGUUAAAAGAGCUAAAGUCAAAACAUGUCAGUUUCAAUGUAGAGUGGAUCUAAGUAACGUGGUAUAAAUACCAGUAAUAAAUAAAUUUAUUAAAAUGGAUUUGCCGUGUAUUUAUUCCAUGAGUAACAUCUUCUCCAAUUUUUGUCUCUCUCUAAAAUCAUUCUGUCUGAUUUUUGUAUCUUGUUUGCAAUCUGUCCUGUAAAGUUAGGGAUUACUUUUUGUUUUGUACCUGUUUUAAGACAGGCCGCAGAUGAAAAAUUCGGAAAUCAUAUGAAUCAGGAGGGAAAUCACUAAACUAAAUUCAUAAUUACUUCCUGGCUAAUGAACUGAUUUUCUUUCUGCAGUGCUGCAGCCUUUAAAUCCUAAAUAUUACAGGGAGCAUUUUUUCCAUUUGUAUAUUUUUCUACUUUUUUUAAAUUAAUUUUUGUUUAAAACACACACACGUUUUUUAAACUUAUGGGCCUUUCUUUCUUAUGGUGAACCUAUAUAGUAUCAGUAUUUUAACCCCUUAAGGACCAAACGUCUGGAAUAAAAGGGAAUCAUGACACGUCACACGUGUCAUGUGUCCUUAAGGGGUUAAUAUGCUUCCAAUGCUUACGCCCUCCAUUUUCUCUCUGGUCAACAUUUGUAACAUGAGAGUUAAAAAUGUGAGGCUAAGCUCAGCGAUCGAUCAGCAUACACUGCUGAAAAAGCAUAUGCAUUAUCAAACAGAAAGAAGUGCCUGUAAGCUAAUGUUAUCCUUGCAUUCAUAUGGAAAAAAAAUAGAACGUGGUUAAAUAAGUAUAAAUUAUAAAUAGAUUAUAGAGAUAAUAGCUUGGCAUAAAACCAAGGGACUCAAUCCACUGCAGCCUAGCACCUAACCACUAAAAUAAGAUGUUGCGCUUAUGGCCCUUGGUGUGUACAUUAAAAUACUUAUUUGCCUAUAAGUGCAUUGUGUAAAACAUAGUCCCUGUUUAAAUUGCAAGCUGGGCAUUAACACAAUUUUAAUUCACUGUUACAGACACUACCGUCAAUCAAAUGGUUAAAGUGAAUAUAACUAGUAUACGUAUACAUAAACCAAUUAUAUUCUCAUUAACCUUAUGUGCAUAGACAAUUAGUACUUCUGCUGUGGAUCACAUUUCCUAAAGUACUGCACCAUAGUGUCUUCAAUGGGCUUGCAUCUCUCUGGAGACUGUGAAUUCUUCUGACACACAAUGAACGCAGAUAACAUGUGUCAUUCUUUGCAGAAUCUGAUCCUUUGUAUAAUGUUGCAUCACUCUUUUACAAAUAACCUGUAUUAUCCCAUCACUUAUUGAUACGUAAGGCUUGGCACAGUGGGUACUUGAUUAUGUGUUUCCUUUUCCAAUGAUUUCUCACCAGAGGUGUAGAAAUUGGAAUCGAUUUAUGAGAAGCUAAAAUCAGCUAAGGGUUUUUAUAGUUGGCAAAUAUUAUUAGGACACAUUGUAAAUGUUCCAGAAUGUUUUGUACUGCGGAUUUGGAACUGACACCAAUGGUUUACAAACAUGUGACGUUCAGUUAAUGGUGAGACAGCAGAAUGUGCAUAAACAGUGGUGCUUUUCGCAUUUGACCAAGGUUUCCUAACACUUUCGAUGACUGAUGAAUCUGGAAGAGUUUCACUUUCACCUGGUUCUCUCAGAAAUAUUUUUUGUCAAUAUUAAAAUAAAAAGUAAAAAAUUCUGCAGGAAAGGAAAUUAUAUUUAGAACAAUAACUAAAAAGCAGGAAUAACUAAAACAAAUGGCAUCUUUUCUUUUAAUAUUAUUGUGGCAAAUGACAUGUCCGGGCUAGGAACAUUGCCUAAACCCAUUUCAUGAGGAAGGUAAAUCAUACCCAUGGGACAGGUUGCCUACGGACAAAACUCAUGUGAGGUUAAUCACUAGACUCUAAAUUUAAGGGGAUUUAAAACCAAAUUGAAAACAUUAUGCUAGAAUUGCAAAUAUAAAACUAUGGCGGACUUGUUUAGUCUUUACUAUUCUGUUUUCAGCUCAAUACAGUUUGGUGUUUAGUGAAUAAACCACAAAGGGAGUUAGUGACGACAGAGCUAAAAAACUUAGGCAAAAUGUUGCAACUGCUAGCAUAGUGAAAAAGAGUCAAAUUUGGUUUUUAUUCCCUGACUUAAUUGAGAAUUCCAUUAUACUCCAACUAAACAAUGUGUGGGCCGAUUCUCAUGUUGUGCUCUCACAGCCACAAAGUUUUAGUUGACUUCGACAAGCUGUCACUACUGAAUGCUAAGUGAAGGAUCAUGAUGCCUAGUACUUGCGCCAAAUCUCCUGUAGAUAGAUUUUCACUUUACCCAUGAUUCCACAUGUCUCUGCAAGUGCCCACAUCUAAAAGAUUAGGGAAUAGGAUGCUCUGAGGAAUAUCUGCAAGAUUUAGGGAUUUUUUAAAAAAUUUUUUUAGUAAUUUCGUAAUGAUUAGAUUAUUUUUCUCAACUAAUUAAUUCUAGGUUUAGAGGAGAAAAAGCUAAUUUAACACUUUCUGCUAAACUCUUGUGAAAUAAGAUUUCCAAAUGUUUUUUUAAAUACUAACCAAAAUCACUAUAUAUAUAUAUAUAUAUAACUAAAAUUACACAGUGGUUAAGUAUGUUAACAUAAAUAUACAGUUGUGUGAUACAAAACAUAUAUAACAGGGAUUGAUACCGUGGAUGUUUGUGAACUACAUUUCCCAUAGUGCUUGCUCUGGUAAAUUAUAUAUUUAAAUAUAAAACAUGCUAGUUUUUAAUUGCUUUGUUAAAAUAUUUAAUAAUGUCAAUAACAAUAUAUCCAAUCUAAAUGAACGUCAUUCUGUAACAUACUAAGGUUUACAGGGAUUAAAAACACACACAAAUGUUUUUAUAAUAUCAUAUUUUUUCAUAGUUUACAAUGAUUCUUGGGCAUAGAAAUUAUUCCAAGUCACAGACUUUAAAACAGAGAUGUCAUUACUUUGGAGGUAACAGUUGUUCGUUUCCUUACUAUUUCUUCUACUGAAGUGCUUACUUGGAUGAAUACUGUAGCAAGGCUAAAUAUAGAACCCCUUACCUACACACCACAGUACAUCUGUGUUCUGUGCUCUGGCUCAGUCAUGCGUUCCUGGAAAUAUUUAGUUAAAAUGGCAUGCAUCUACACACAGGGUCUCCUUUCACUGAAAAGUAUACAUACCACUCAACUGUCAGUAUUUAGUAGGGACAGUCCCUAUUUUUGGUCCCUCUGUCCCUUUUUACUAUCAUGAUGUCCCUCAUUUCUAGGGGCUCCACAGCAAUUAUACCAGCAAUAAUAUGUCUUCAAACUACAAUAAAUGUGUUUAGAAUUCAGUCUGUGUAAAUACAAUACAUUGUUGUUGUUCUAAAUAGCACUUUAGUUGUAUAAAUUGUUCCUCUAGACUAGGCGUUCCCAAUUAAUUUUUCCCGUGGAACCUUUUGACAUAGUGUAUCAACAUCAUGGAACCCCCUCCCCCUCUCCCCCGGUAAAAUUUUUUUUUUUUUUAAUUGUGCUGUUUUUUGUAUGUGCCAGUGUGUAAAGGUGUGUGUAUCUGUGUUUGUAUGUGCCAGAGUCUGUAUCUGUGUGUCAAUAUGUAUCUGUGUGUGUAUGUAUCUGACACACAGAUAUACACACACUGGCACAUAAUGGCAAAUAGAUACACAUACUGACACACAGAUACACACACCUUGACACACAGUGUGUAUCUGUGUGUGUGUAUGUAUGUAUUUGUGUGUCAAGGUGUGUGUAUCUGUGUUUUAAAGUGUGUCUAUCUGUGUUUCAAGGUGUGUGUAUCUGUGUUUGUAUGUGCCAGUGUGUGUAUCUGUGUGUCAGUGUGUAUGAAUCUGACACACAGAUACUCACACACUGGCACGUAGUGGCACACAGAUACAUACACCUUGACACACAGUCUGUAUCUGUGUGUGUGUGUGUGUGUGUGUGUGUAUGUGUAUGUGUGUGUGUGUGUAUCUAUGUGUCAAGGUGUGUGUAUCUAUGUGUCAAAGUGUGUGUAUGUGUUUGUAUGUAGCAGGUUGUGUCAAUGUGUGUGUGUAUCUGUGUUUGUAUGUGCCAGUGUGUGUAUAUGUGUGCCAGUGUGUAUAUGUGUGUGUGUGUGUGUAUGUAUCUGACACACAGUUACACACACUGGCACAUAGUGACACACAGAUACAUACUGACACACAGACACACACACCUUGACACACAUACACACACACUCAGAUGCAUACAGUGACACAUACACACAUAUUGACUCACAAAUACACACACACUCAGAUAUACACUUUGACAUAUACACACGUGCACCCACAGAUACACACACUGGCACAUACAUACAAUCAGAUACACUCAUUGACACAUACACACAGUGUCAUUUACACACAUACAAACACACUGAUAUACACUGGCACACACACAACACCAAUACACACAUACUGACAUACACACACUCAGAAACACACAGUGACACAUACACAAACCUUGACACACAGAUACAUACACUGACACACACUCAGACACAGAUACUCUUUGACAGACAUACAUACACUCUCACUGACAAACACACAUACUCUUUGACAGACAUACAUACAAACACAUAUACACUCUCACUGACAAGCACACAUACAUUCUCACUGACAAACACAUACACACUCACACACUCACUGGCAAACACAGAUACACUCUUUGACAGACACACAAACACAUACAAACUCUCUAACAGUCACACAUACAAUUUAUUUUUUUAUUUUACUCCACCCAGCAUUCCUACCUUUGGGAGUGCUGGCAUGGAGUCUUUAUGUUCCUGUAGUCCCUGGGAUCCAGUGGGGCUGCUAAACAACGGGCGUGAAGUUCCUGGGGUCCAGUGGGGCUGUUGAGCGGCUGACAUGCUGUCCCUGUGGUCCAGUGGGGCUGCUGUGCGUCUGGCGUGUGGGAGGCGAGGGAGCAGUGAUCUUCCUGCACAGCUCCCUUGUGCCUCUCUUAGUGAUGCUGGAGUGACAUCAUAUUCAGGCUCUGGCAUUACUGCUGUGUGCGUGAGGGAGCUGAGGCGAGGAGAGUGCUCCCUUUCCUACCGCAGCCAUUUUGUUUCACAACAUUUUGGCGGAACCCCAUUUGUGUUCUCGCCGAACCCCAAUUGGGAAAUGCUACUCUAGACUGUAAGCUCGUGUGAGCAGAGCCAUCAUCUACCUAUUGUUCCUGUGUAAUUGUCUCAUUUACUGUAAGUCCCCCCACCCCCUUCAUAAUAUUGUAAAGCGCUGCGGAAUUAGUUGGCGCAAUAUAAAUACAGAUAAUAAUAAUUAUUAGUAAGUCACAUAAAAUUUCUCAGAACAGCCCACCUCCUGGACACACCACCACUCACACCCCUAAAAUUAAAGUGCAAACUCAUAGUCCAUUUGAUAUGUUGGCAGUUAUGAUAUGGAACCAUAGAAGGAUAAUUGCAUUUAUUUGAUAUACUCAAUGGCAGCAAGCCAUACCAUGUACAUUAAAACAUGAAACAGUUUGAAAAUAAAGAAUACAAAUAGCAGAACUCAUAGUUAACUUUUAGUUGACUACCUGGUUUAGCAAAAAUAUAACUUGUGACAGUUCAGCUUUAAGCCCUAUCCUCAAUAAAUGUAAUAUUAGAACAUAGAACUCCAUCACACAGUGCAUAAUUUUUUAAAAGCAGACAAAGAUUCCACUAGGGAUAUUUAUAAAAAAAAGCCACAAAUCCAUAAUUUGAGCCACAUAUUUUUUUUCUUUCACAAACCCAUUUCUGUUUUACAUGAAGGUGAUUCAUACAACUGCAAAGAAGUAACAGAGGACGCAUUCAGCUGGUGCGUCACACGAUGGCAUAACCACGGAGUGGAGUGGAUUAUAUAAUUUUUUUUGCUUGUUUUUAACAUUAUAGGGUUUAUGUUGUAAAGUUAGCAUCAUGGGUUUCAUACCUGAAAUCAUUAAAACUGAAUAGAAGUAAUUUGCAUACUAAUGACAGCCCAUGUACUCCCAUUAACUACAGAACGGAUAUAUGUUGUAAAAGAGGCAUUAGAAAGCCUUCAAUUCAUAUGUCCAUCGUACUGUACUUAAAUUAUAAAAAUCUGCUUUCCAAAUUUCUCAAAAAUCUUUUAACACUUAAUGUGCCAUAAAAAAUUAUCACUCCUGGCUGCGGUGGUAACAUACCAAAAGAGGGUAAGGACACAGUAAGUUGCUCGAGCUAUCGACCCAUCUCGUUCUUGAAUGCGAACCUCAAACUGUUCGCAAAAGCGAUGGCCCUCCUACUAUCAAGGGCCCUGACAGGUCUGAUCCACCUUGACCAGGUGGGUUUUAUCACGGGUCAAGAGGGGCGCGACAACACCAUCAGAGCCCUCAACAUUAACCAUGCCGCCCGGUAGACCAACAAAGAACUGGUGCGUCUCUCCACAGACGCGGAGAAGGUUUCCGACCGGGUAGACUGGCAUUACCUAACAGCCGCACUGCAACGUAUGGGAGUCGGACCACUUAUGCAUGCUUGGGUGCAGUCCCUAUACACAACCCCCACGGCCCGAAUCUGCGUCAACGGAGCAUUAACUGCACCAUUCCCUAUAUGAAAUGGGACCCGCCAAGGGUGUCCCCUGUCACCCCUUCUGUUUACCCUCUCUCCCAAAUCUUUUCUGGAGGCGGUCAGGCAGGACAGGGGUAUUACUGGGUUCACCUUGGGUGGGGGAGAGCAUCGAGUCGCAGCAUAUGCAGAUGAUCUGCUCUUCUUCCUGGAACAACCCAGGGUCUCCCUGCCAAACCUGCUGGAGUCUUUUAGGCAGUUCGGUUAGGUCUCCAAUCUGAAAUUGAACAUGGACAAAUCAGAGGCGCUCCACCUGCCACAAGACCCAGCUUCCACCGCACUCCUACAGGCAGAGUUCCCCUUCAAGUGGUGCAUGGUAAACUGAGAUACUUGGGCAUCUGGCUGACACAGGAUCUCACCCAACUGUACCGGCUUAACUAUCUUCCCCUGCUAGACACACUCCAAAAAGACAUGCAACACCCCUCAAUACGUCUCAUGGUUUGGUCGGGUCAACGCGGUUAAGAUGAAUGUCUUGCUGCGUAUACUGUACCUAUUCCAAACCAUCCCGAUCACCAUCCCUAGGACAUUCUUUAAUACCCUCACCACGGCGAUAUGGAGGUUUGUGUGGAACAAUCGACAGACCAGACUUUGGCGGGUCCUCCUGGAGCUACCCAAGUCAGCUGGAGGGGUGGGUCUCCCAUCAAUUCUAACGUACUACCAUGCUGCCCACUUGCAUAGAUGCCUAGAUUGGCACACAUACCCUGCAAAGAAGCUAUGGGUGUCUUUAGAGACCCAACAAGCAGAGGGCAAAAUCCCAUCUGCGCUUUGGCUGGGUAAAGGGACUCUAAGCUCACUACGUACAUAUAACCCUUUGACAGAUGCCAUACUGGGCGUCUGGUGCGCGCUCCGUUUUCCAGACAACUGACGACAUCACCCAGGCCACUUAUCCCAAUCACAAAUAACCCAGACCUGGCAGGUGGGUUGAGCGCAUGCGACUUGGUGGGACACCAGGUAGCAAACUGGAUGCACAUGCACCAUUGGUGCACACCCUACCAACUACAUCCCAUCACUGUGUUGAUCCUGGACAGACCACCGACCCCAUUGGAACAGUUCCGAUAACACCAAGUUAAGACAUACUAUGGUUCCCUAUCCGGCCGGGGACAGAUACACAGAUCUCUGACACAGUUCGAGACGCUCUGUGCCAGGAGGGAACAAGUCACAAAGGCAUCUCAACCAUGUACACACUGCCUAUGUCCAAUAGAGGUGACAUAGCACUCGGGUAGACAAGUAGAUGGGAGAGAAAAACAGGAGUCACCCUCUCAGACCAGGAAUGGGACAAAAUCUUAACCAUCACGACAAAUGCUCCAUUAGCUCUAAGUUCCAGGAAAUGAGCUACAAAGUGCUAACAUUCUGGUACCGGACGCCAGACGUCCUACACCGAAUGAACGCAGGUUACUCGCGGGAAUGUUGGCGAUGUGGACAGGACGAGGGGACCAACCUCCACAUAUGGUGGUCAUGCCCUGCCAUUGCCCCUUAUUGGCAGAUGAUACAUAAUAAGAUACAGGAAAUCACAGGCACAACCAUAGUGUUUCAACCUCUGACCAUGUUGCUGCACCAUGACAACAUUGAAACACUACAAAAAAUCACUGACCCUCCCACUGCUAACUGCAGCUAAAUCCCUGAUCCCACUACAUUGGAAACGAACAGAUGUCCCCACCCUCCAGCAAUGGGUAGCCAAGGUCGAUGAAAUACACAAUAUGGAGUCCUUGACAGCUGCCCUAUGGGGACGCACGAGACGUGUGUGCAAACCUGGACUCCAUGGCUCAUGUACAUCUCAGGGGCCCCGUACAGGAGGGCAUGCUAAAUAGGAUCCUCCAAUGAUGGGCGAGGUGCUGCGGGAGGUGCCAGGGUGCGGCAAGGGGUGAGAAUGGAGGAAGGCAGUCACUUGCAUACACACUCCUCAUACUCAGCUCCUUCUUUCUUCCUUCCUUCUUCUCUUCAGCUGUUUCCCCUCUAUCAUUAGCCUCCCCCAGAGCCUGACUACUUCCCGCAUUAUUCGCAGUGGAUCAAUCCCCUGACUCGUAUACCUCCACAGCCAUGACACACAACACUGACACAAAGAGCGUUAGGACAGGUUCACCAGUCCACGACUAAACCUGUGGCUACAAACACACCUGAAACUAAGUGGGGAUGACCCAACACACAGUCCAUGCUAUACUCAACGUUUCAAAUGGCAAGACCGCACGCAACUAAUGCAACCACUGGCAUCUGUAGACAAACACAGAUUAACACGCAUACAAAAUAUACGCCAGACGCACAACAGCGAACAAAGUCCACAAACGCCCUUUAGACAAACAGAAGAUCUGCAUUGUUACAAACAAUAAGCACACGGUUAUGUCAAUAACAUAAUAAUAAUAAUAAUAAUAACAUAAUAAUAAAUAACAUAAUAAUGUGCCUAUGCUUCCCGAGGCCCAAACGCUUAUUCCAAUACGAAUAUACUCCCACUAUGAUGAUGUCUUGUACUGAAAGGAAACCAAUGUACACUGAUGGCGUAAAUUGUUAAUCUAACGACCCAGUCUGCCUUAUGUAUUAAUGCACACUUUGGUACUGCCCUAUACAACACCACUGUAAGCAGUUAUAAUUCCAUGACUAUUAUGGAGACAAAAUAAUUGUUAAGGAAACAGGAUUGGAGUCGGGAGAUGUAUGAGCGCCUCCCAAAAGAUGGUUAUGCCAAUCUACGGUGACAACUGUUGUUUGUGUAUCACAUACGAUAUACUAUUGAGGAUGACUGAUACCAUGUCUUGCAAUAUGUCAAAGUGUUACUUGAAUGUCUGAAAUUGUACACAGAACUGCAAAAAUGUAUUAAGAAAAUGCAAAUAAAGAUUGUAAAAAAAAAUGGUCACUGAUUUUAAAGAAACACUAUAGUACAAACUUGUAUUCCUAUUUGUAUUAAUAACGCUUGUGUUCUAGUGUCUUAAAAGUUUUACACUCCCCCAACCCCUGUCUGCAGUGAACCUGAAAAUAAAGACUUUUAAUUACUUUACUUUUACCUUGUCUCCAGCACUGAGACUCCCUUACGCUGCUGUCUACUUCUCCUCCCACAACAUCAUCCAGGGUUCUAGUCCAUUCCAAUUCUCCACAUAGAGGAUGCACAAUCGGGGCAAGUGCUGCGCACGCAUCCAAUUAAAUACUUCUUACAGGAAAGUAUUGAAUUCAGUGCUUUCCUAUAAAUAGUACAUUAUGAUGUUUGACGUCUUCAUGGAGGUCGAACAUCACAUGACCAAGGUUGACUCAGUUGCUACACAGGAAGCACCUCUAGAAGCAGUCUGGGAGACAAAAUGUCUAUUCUUUAAAUUGCAGGGUUAAAACUACAGAUCAAUUCAAUUAGAUAAAAUGGUCUGGGUAAUUUUAGUGGUUCUUUCAUGAAGGAAAUCCACCACAAUUGUAUUUGAAAUGCCUAGAAUCUGGCUAUUAAAUGAGGUCUAAUAUGUGUAAACGUGGGCUUCAGUUUGGAAGUUUAUUAAUUACAGCCAUCUAGUGGGAGGUUUUUAAAGCUAAUUCUGAUAUCACAAAAUAUCCUAGGAUUUCAAAAUUCCCCCAACUCUCCAUGUUUCUGUAUAUGGCAUUUUGUGUUGUUAUUAUACUUAAUUUCAUUUAAAUUGUGUGUGAAUUCGAUGUUGUAAAAGAUUAAUUAAUUUUUUCGUCAUUCUUUAUUUUUGAUGUGCAUAAGAUAACAAACAGGCCGACGAUGCUAUGACAACAUUGUCAAGCACAGAAAAAACAAUAUAGUAGGAUAUUGGCAAGGCAUAGCAAUAGCACAAUUUUGUAAAAAUAACAUUGGGCUAGGCAAAUAUAUCCAAGGGACUGAGAUUCUCCAGAAUUAUUAAACAUUAUUAAACUGUACGGAUUAGCUAGACAAAAGGUUUAAUUAAAAAAUAAUAAUAAUUUUUUAAAAAACACCUUGUGUAUGCUUUGAUACCAUAUAACACAAGGUUCAUGUGUACAUGCAAUUUAAACAGUUUUAAAAUUGGCAACAGUGUUCCAGUGUUCACAAUGAUGCCCAAAACCAAGCAAUAGUGCAGAACACUAUGGAUACAGACCCAGUAUUUACAAAAUAUACUCUUCCAAAAUAUGGAAUUAUAUUACUGAUCCCCACUCUUGUUAAGGCAUUAUAAACUAUUAAAACAUUGUUUAAACUCACCUUUACAAUGAGAGUCUCCUCACAACAGCCUGAUACAUCUCUACUCUGAACUACAGUUGAACUUAAGGAAUGAAACCCUCCCUGUUGUCUUCAGAGUUUCAUUGAAAAUUCUGAAUAUUCUGAUUAAAAGCUUACAAGCUGAUCAUUGUAAAAUAAAAUACAAUAAAUAUCAUAUUGAAAAUCUUUUUAGAGGCUAAUCGGAUUGGAUUCAUUGUAUUAAAUACAGAUGGACCUCGUUUUGCAACCUAAUUGUUUUACGACGGUUCGCACUUACAACCAGCUCACUCGUGGGGUAGUAAGUGUGAACCAUUGUGGGAAUUAGAGGGAUUCCAUGCUUUGCUGCAUUCACCUAUGUUCGGCGAAAUUUCCCCGAACAUAGACGAAAGCAACAGAGCAGGGAAUCCCUCUAAUCUAUGUUUAGGGAAAUUUCCCCGAGCAUAGAUUAGAGGGAUUCCCUGCUCUUGUGCGUUCGUCUAUGUUCGGGGUAAUUUCCCCAAAUAUAUAGACAAGCGCACCAGAGCAGGGAAUCCCUUAACUCCUCACUUACCGACCAAUUCAUUCUAGGACCGGGUCAUAGGAACGGAACCCGGUCGGUAAGUGAGGAGUGUCUGUAAAGCAAAAUUUCAAUUUGACAAAAAAAUUUCGCUUCUGUUUCAUGUUGAUUCCCACUAAUAAUAAUAUUGCAUAUAAAUACAGGAUAUUGUGCCUCAGUAAUCUCUCCAGCAAUAUUUAAAAAAUAAAUAGCAUUAGAUAAGAUCAUUUGUUAUUCAGCUCGUGCCUGCAAUUGGAAUGAAAGCCAUCUUACAAAGGGCAAAAGGGGAAACUGCCCAGAGCAUACAUGUUCCCCUGGGGCAAAAGCAGCUGCUUCUUUUGCACGUCUCUAAUGCCUUUUAUCUCUCCCUCCUUAAUAAAUCAUGUGGACCACCCUAAAGACUGACUGACACUGAGUAUGUGAUGUAAGUGUGAGAUCUCAUUGGCUGAAAUGAAAUCUCAUUGUAACCCCGUGCUAAUGUCACAUGCAUUGUAUCCAUCUGUUUGUAGCCAACUCCACAUGGCUUAUUAUGGUUUAUUGUGCAGAGCCGUCUUAACACAUGGGCACACUGGGUAGUGAACUGGGGGCCUCAGGAGCAUAGGGGCCCAAUAUGCCUGCCAACUGUUUCACAAAUGUUUGUGUUGAACACUUGACUAAUAAUCAAUAAUUCCUAGUAAUUUCAUAUUGUACCCUCUCUGUCUGCGUAAUUUACCAACAAUGUACCAUUUUUAUUUUGAAUUUCUUGUUUUCCAACUUCAAGGCUCAUGGUUAUAUUUUCCAAACGUUUGUGUGGGUGAAUCUGUUUUGUAAUGUUUAAACACUGAUUUUGUUGGGGGUACCAAUAAAUAUAAGCUUCAUUUUAUCGACAAUUUGCAUUUAUAUUCAUGUGAGUAGUUGUGUAGGGAGGGCCUCAGUGCCCUGCUUUGCCUGGUGGCCUAAAGUGCUGCAGAGACAGCCCUUUCAUGGUGGACUAAAAGGGUGCCUGUCACGGUACCUACAAUCUAUGCCGUUUUAAAAGAGGAUGGAAUUACAUCUAUACAUUGUGCUAGCAGAUUUAAUUGCUAGGUAUUUUUCCCAUUGGAGCCUUGUUCAUGUCUAGAAGGGGCUAUCUACUGCACCAAAUUGCUUGUACAAGGGGGCAGUUGCAGUGUCCUCUUCUUUUUUAAUGUUUUCCGUUUGCAUGUUUGUUUAUCUUAAUAAUGCAUUAAAUGUGACGUUUCUUCCAGUCUAGUUUGUCUGAUUAUAAUUAUAUAAUUCUAAUUUUUGCUCUAGAUAGAAAGUGUCAUGACCUAUCCUGUCUGAAAGCUACUCAACUCAAACUGAUGAAAGAAUGUAUUAGGAAUCUGAAUUGGACAAAGGGCAGGGGGAGCCCGGGAGGGCAAAUUAACCCUGCAUUAAAGUGUGCAUGGGCAAACAUGGCACAUACCUUUGUUUUAGAACCUUUUAUAAUUUGGAAGCUGCAAAUCACGAUUAUUUGCUUAAUCUCUGAAUGCAUCGUGUAAGCCUUUUUUAUUUAUUUUUUUACUCAGUAUUAGAUUGGCAGAGUGAGGAUUCUAAAGUCACGCAGCAAAGGUUUUCAGCAGCUUACAUAACACAGACUAGCACAUCCAUAUGCCUGGUGUAGAGCUUGUUCCUCAGCUUGAGACAGAGCUUGUAAACGGAUUAAUUUCUGAUUUUCCGAUGUGACGGCUGUGUCUUUCUGAUGUGUAAAGCAGCAUGUUAAUCUUUGCAACUUAAUUACAUAUUAAGGCAAUUAGUUCAUCAACUCUCCUAAGAAGCAUUCAUUUAUCAGAAUCCAUAUGCCUUUAUGGUACGUUAGAAAAAUAUAUUUUUUUUAUAUUUUUGUCUAUUUGUACCUCAGUCAUCAAAGCGAUGAUUUCCAACCAAUGGCUUCAAUUUAAUAUUGAUAAGCUUUCCAAAUGAUUUAAUAUUUUUGAUAAACUUUUCAAAUGAUUUAAUAUUAUGAAAACUAUUUUAAUUUUGUAGUAUUUUGAUAUUUUUGUUUACUUAUUGAUAUGCAUUUUUACAUGUGACAUAUUGUUUUAUAUUUUAAUAUUUAGAAAAAAAUAGUUUAAAGGAUUAUCCAAAAAUAUUAAAUCAUUUUGGAAAACUAAUACAACAAUUUUAAAUUGAGACGUAUGUGUAUGUUAUAAUAACAAAAUAUAAAUAAUGCUAAAUGUUAUUGCAUAUUAUCGAUUUCAUUAUCGAUUCUUUUUUUUUGGUUUCAACACCAUAAAAAACAUGCUUUAUCUGUCCAUUGUUUAUAAAUGUGACCAGUGGAUUAAACCGCAACCAAUCAGAGCAGGAGUGCCCGUUCAAAUGGGGUUUUGCGCCCUUUCUUCCGAUUGGGCCGCGAAACCUCUCUCCUCCCCGAACACCGAUUGAUGCAACCGUAUUUCGCGCCCAUUCUUCGGAUUGGGUGGCGAAACUCCUUCCUCCCCCGAACGCUGAUUGACGAUAUUUGGUUCACGCACUUUCAGCUGAUUGGUUAUUGCUUGGUUUAGGCACGAAGUUUGAAAUCGCUGGACUAAACCAGGCAACACCAUGGAAUUAAUUCCGGGGAUGUACAGAGCCUAGAGCUCCAGACUUUGGAUGAUGAUAUCUUGGGCUCUGUACAUUCAAUCGCCCUGCUUUUUGCAGGGAUCCCAGAUGGGACCCGGAACUAUUUAGCAAUUUGAGUUCCAACCCUGUAACACCUCCACUUCCCUUCCAGGGGCGCAGAGUCCCAAAGUUAACCCUGUAUGUAAUGUGUUUUCAUGUGUGUCCCUGCAUACUAUUGGUAUCUCCCAGAGCGGGAGAUGGUUAUCUGUAACCCUGCCCCCUCCUGCUUGGGAUUGUGUUGUGUUGGAUGGAGACCACCUGUUGGAGUCUGUGCAUAAAAAGCUGUGUGUCCUAAUAAAGAUUGUCAAACUUUGUACCCCUGGAACUGUGUGUCGUCCAGUUACUGGGAGAAAUGGGUCUCUUUAUACAUUAAUAGCGGGGGAAACCAGCCGGGUUACACAGAGCCCACUACAUUUACAUUACAGCCUAGGGAUAGCUCCAGUGGCUACUCCUCAGAUGGCUACUAGAGGUGCUUCCUUGGGCAGUUUCUCACAUUUAGUUUCUCCACCCUCUGCAUGGAGACACUGAACUUUCCUCAUAGGGAUGCAUUAAUCCAAUGCAUUUCAAUGAGCAGAUUCUGAUUGAUCGGAGCUGUGUUUGGCUUGUGGUGGCUCUGCCUUUGAUCUGCCUCCUUGACAAUCUUAGCAAAUCCAAUGAUUGAUGCCAGCCAAGGAGGCAAAUCAGGGGCAGAGCCAGCACCAGCAGACUGGAAUAAAGGUAAGAUUUUAUUAUAUUUAGGGGGGUAAAGGAGAUGGGGCAGGGGGGCUACUUGGUGUUUUUAACACUAUAGGGUCAGGGAUACAUGUUCGUGUUCCUGACCCUAUAGUGUUCCUUUAAGUCUAAGUAUCUUGAUCAUUUAAUCUGAGCAGAGGUGGUCCUAACUUUCAAAGCCUUGUCGGUUCAUUGUUGGGAAACCCCUUUGACCAUGUAACCUACAUUUCCCAUUACUCCUCUAUUGGAUUGGCCCAUCAUCCUGGUGUCGUGCCUCCAGGAUGAUGUAACUCAAGGAGGUGGUCACAGCAGCAUCGAGGGAUUGUCAGCACUAAAGAAAAGAAGAGUUAAUGGUUUUUUCAUUUAUUUUGUUUUGUGACACAUAGGGGGGGACACCUAAAUGAUAAUGGGCAUCAUGACUGUGGCGCUAAAAAUACAGAUAUGUAUUCCUAAUGCUACAGUAUUCCUUUAACUCUUAAAAGGAUCAUGGAUCAGUUUUCUAUCCAACAAAGCUCUCCAGACACCAUAACCACGCUGUCUUGAAUACACGUAUGAUUAAGCUGCUGUGCUAUCAUCUGUAGUUGCAGAUCUGAAAAGUCAUCAAAGCUAUCUCAUCAUGCCAGGCAGCUCUUGAACACAAGUUAAUUGAAGAGCUCCAAGGAGAUGAGGUCUGAUUGGCCAGUCUCUGAUUCAGUUGUUAGAUUCAGUGCUGUUCGAUGUAAAAAGCAAAGGAUAAUAGCAACAGGAAAAAGAAGUCUGUCCACUGCAAUAAUACUUUUUAUGUUAGUUUGUUUGUGUUCUAUACAAUUUUUAUUUUAUUUAAACUUUUUAUUUAUUUCUUGCACUGAUACGUCAUCAAAUACAAAGCUGGCAUCAGCAUAAAUGGAGCAUAAAAGAAUAUACAAUAAAACAUCACAUAUUGGGUGCUGAUUAAACAGAGAUGCAAUAUUACAUUAUUAAAUCUCUACUGAUCAUGAGCAUCCGCAGCAUAGGGCAAGAGAACAAGUGUCUUCUUCCCUCAUGAAUCUGCUUUUUCUUUGAUUAUUAGAGUGACAUUGCCUACACAUAUUAUGGGGUAAGAUGGGGUACAUUGACGUUGUGGCAGGCUUAUGCAAUGUAUGAUCAUAUAAUGUAACUAGACCCGCAUAUUUUUUUGCCUGGAUUAGGUGUUUUUACAAAACAAAACAAAAAAAAACUAACUAAAUCUGUCAGCACUGAAGUUGCUGUUUAGGGAAUAAUGGAGAGCGCUGGAUUUUCUGUUUUUAUUGUAUAAACUGGCUCCCAGCAGCACCCUACUUAUGCAUAUUCAGGUGAGUGCAGUCAGCCCCUGCUAUACAGUGCCUUGCAAAAGUAUUCACCCAGUGGCGUACACAUGACCCAUGGGGCCCCGGUGCAAAAAUUGAUCCGUGGCCCCCCCCCCCGCGCUUACUCGGUGCGGGUCGGGGUUGCAACACAUGGUGGCGGGCACCUGGUCGCAGGGCUGCGACUCCGCGACCGCGGUAUGCAUACACACUUAAAGGACCACUACAGACACCCAGAUCACAUCAGCUCAAUGAAGUGGUCUGGGUGCCAGGUCCCUCUAGUUUUAACCCUGCAGCUGAAAACAUAGCAGUUUCAGAGAAACGGCUAUGUUUCACUGAGGGUUAAUCCAGCCUCUGGUGGCUGUCUCAUUGACAGCUGCUAGAGGAGCUUCCGCGAUUCUCACUGUGAAAAUCACAGUGAGAAGACACUAACGUCCAUAGGAAAGCAUUGAGUAAUGCUUUCCUAUGGGCGGUUUAAAUGCGCGCGCGCGCCUCUUGCCGCGCAUGUGCAUUUUGGAGCUGAGUGGCGGACACUGGGGAGUCCGACGCUGGAGAAAGGUAAAUGCUGAAGACACACACACUCUCACGAACAGACGCAUACACACUAGCUAACAGACACACACAUUUACUGACAGAGACAUACUCAGCGACAGACAUACAUACACACUCACAAAACAUACACUUUCACUGACAAACACACACUCACUAACAGACAUCAAACACACUCAGUAACAGACACACACAGUAACACACUCACUAGCAGACACACACCCAAUAACAGACACAUUCACUGACACACACACUAACACACGCACUAACACAAACAAACACUGACACACUAACACACACACACACUAACACACACACACUAACACACAUACACUAACACACACACACUCUAACACACAUACACUAACACACACUAACACACAUACACUCUAACACACACAUACACUAACACACACUAACACACACACACACACACACACACACACACACACACACACACACACACACACACACACACACACACACACACACACACACACACACACACACACACACACUCACACACACACACACUCACACACACACACUCUAACACACACACACACACAAUAACACACACACACACUAACACACAUAUACACUAACACACACACACAUACACUAACACACACACACACUAACACACACACACAUUCUAACACACACAUACACUAACACAAACUCUAACACACUAACACACACACACACAUACACUAACACACACACAUACACUAACACACACUCUAACACACUAACACACACACAUACACUAACACACACUCUAACACACUAACACACACACACACAUACACUAACACACACACACUCUAACACACACAUACACUAACAGACACAUUUUUUUUAAAAUUUAAUCCCCCCAGCCUCCUUACCUUUUGGAGUGCUGGGGGGAUUCCCUGGGGUUCAGUGGUGCUGCUGGGCUCCUGGGCGGCAGGUCACUGGGUGGGCGGGCGGCAGGUCACUGGGUGGCCGGUCGGGCAGGCGGGAGGGCGCGCGAGGGAGCACUCUCUGUGUGCUUCCUCUUCAGCUCCCUCGCGCGCUGCGUAGGGAUGCCGGCGCCGGAAGAUGACGUCAUCUUCCGGCUCCGGCAUCAGUGCGGUGCGCGAGGGAGCUGCAGAGGAAGCACACAGAGAGUGCUCCCUCGCGCGCCCUCCCGCCUGCCCGACCGGCCACCUGCCCGGUGACAGCAGGGCCAGCCUCGGGGGGGCCUGAGGUGGCCACCUCCUGUGCCCCCCCAGGAGAAGAGGCUGCCCUGUGGCUGCAUACCGGGUCGCAGGGGCGGCCGGGCCCCCUGGUGGGCCGGGCCCGGUCGCAGCCGCGACCCCUGCGACCCUGGUAUGUACGCCACUGUAUUCACCCCCCUUGACUUUUUACCUAUUUUGUUACAUUACAGUCUUAAGUUCAAUGUUUUAUUAAUCUGAAUUUUAUGUGAUGGAUCAGAACACAAUAGUGUAAGUUGGUUAAGUGAAAUCCGAAAAAUAUAUACAUAAAACUAUUUUUUAGAAAUAGAAAACAGUAAAUUGGCAUGUGCGUAUGUAUUUACCCCCUUUGUUUUGAAGCCCAUAAAAAGAUCUGGUGCAACCAAUUACCUUCAGAAGUCACAUAAUUAGUGUAACGAUCUCCACCUGUGUGUAAUCUAAGUGUCACAUGAUCUGUCAUUACAUACACACCUUUUUUGAAAGGCCCCAGAGGCUGCAACACCUAAGCAAGAGGCAUCACUAACCAAACACUGCCAUGAAGACAAAGGAACUCUCCAAACAAAUAAGGGACAAUGUUGUUGAGAAGUACAAGUCAGGGUUGGAAAGAACAUGGCACAACAGCAAACCUGCCAAGAGACGGCCGCCCACCAAUACAGGCAAGGAGGGCAUUAAUCAGAGAGGCAGCACAGAGACCUAAGGUAACCCUGGAGGAGCUGCAGAGUUCCACAGCAGAGACUGGAGUAUCUGUACAUAGGACAACAAUAACCCGGACGUUCCAUAGAGUUGGUCUUUAUGGCAGAGUGGCCAGAAGAAACCAAUUACUUUCAGCAAAAAACAAAAUGGCACGUUUUGAGUUUGCGAAAAGGCAUGUGGGAGACUCCCAAAAUGUAUGGAGGAAGGUUCUCUGGUCUGAUGAGACUAAAAUUGAACUUUUCGUCCAUCAAAGAAAAUGCUAUGUCUGGCGCAAACCCAACACAUCACAUCACCCAAAGAACACCAUCCCCACAGUGGUGGCAGCAUCAUGCUGUGGGGAUGUUUUUCAGCAGCUGGGACGGGGAAACUGGUCAGAGUUGAGGGAAAGAUGGAUGGUGCUAAAUACAGGGAUAUUCUUGAGCAAAAUCUGUACAAGUCUGUGCGUGAUUAGAGGCUAGGAUGGAGGUUCACCUUCCAGCAGGACAAUGACCCCAAACACACUGCUAAAGCAACACUUGAGUGGUUUAAGGGGAAACAUGUAAAUGUGUUGGAAUGGCCUAGUCAAAGCCCAGACCUCAAUCCAAUAGAAAAUCUGUGGUCAGAUUGCUGUUCACAAAGGCAAACCAUCCAACUUGAAGGAGCUGGAGCAGUUUUGCAAGGAGGAAUGGGCAAAAAUCCCAGUGGUAAGAUGUGGCAAUCUCAUAGAGACUUAUCCAACGUGACUUGGAGCUGUGAUUGCCGCAAAAGGUGGCUCUACAAAGUAUUGACUUUAGGGGGGUGAAUAGUUACGCACAUUGAUUUUUUUCUGUUAUUUUGUCCUAUUUGUUUUUUGCUUCACAAUAAAAAACAAAAAAAUCUUCAAAGUUGUGGGCAUGUUUUGUAAAUUAAAUGAUGCCAAUCCUCAAACAAUCCAUGUUAAUUCCAGGUUGUGAGGCAACAAAACACGAAAAAUGCCAAGGGGGGUGAAUACUUUUGCAAGGCACUGUACAUUUAAGAAACACUGUAGGCACACAGACAUCUGCCAUGAAAUAGCAGAGGAAAACUCUGCUAUUUUAAUCAGAUGGUCUAAGACAACGCACCAUUUUGCUACGCAUGUGCACCAGCCUCUAAAUGCUUUCCUAUAGGACAACAUUGAUGACCUCAGCCAAAGAGGGGGAGCUUCACAGAGGAGGCCAGCACUGCGAGGGAGAAAAGGUUUCUAUUUUAACACUGGCAGCACUGAUCGGAUCACCUUAACAGUGACUAGGACCGAUAAUGUAGGAAAUACAAGUUUGUAUUCCUAACACUGUAGUGUUCCUUUGACUGACUAACUGUAUAUCUGAAAGGGUAGGGUUCUUAUAUCUCUCAAAAAUGGAAAGUACAAUUCAGAAAAGGAAGAUCAGUAUCUGAUUGCCACUAUACGGAACUUUUGGCAAUUGUGCCAACCAGCCACUUCGGGGCCAGCUGUGUGCUGAGCAUUUCUGAACAAGUCUAAACAAGUCUAAAGUCUAAACACACUGGAACAGCCACCAACUCAAUUCAUCAGGAUACUAAGACUGGGGUUCCAAAUCAGAAGUGUCCCACUAGAUCUGUGAAUAUUAACAGAUAUGAGUCCUAUUAUUAAAAUGCACAUUGUCCAUUUUGCUGUAUAACUGUUUUUUUGUUGUUACAUCAAUCAACCAUAGGUUUUUAAAGUCAGAUUAAAAACCUUACCCAACCGUGCGUUUUUAGCAAAGGAGGCUGUGAGAAAUAAUUGAAAAAUCUAAUCUAAUCUGCAACUAACAAGGCACCAGAGGCAUUACACUAUAUUAAUUAAAGUCCUACAUAGGAACUGGUUUCACCCAUGAGAGAAAGGAUAUCAUUUUCUCUGGACAGGUUUGUGCUAUUGAUAGGACGUAGGAAAAUUAUGUGUUAUUUUUAUAUCUUUUAUUAAAGGGACACUCCAGGCCCUUAUAGGACUUCUGCUUGCUGAAGUGUGUCCUCUUUUUUUCAUUUUACAAAAAGUGCAGAUUUCAAUAGAAAUUGAGACUUUUCUAAAUUACUUUUUUAUACGUGAACAUAUUGUGCUUGACCCACUUUUUUAUAGUCAACACUAUUUCAGCGUAUUCUGCUGGGUCCACUCAUCCACCUCUUCAAAUACCGCGGUCACUGGAACACUUAAAUAAUUUUUCCUGGUUAAUCAUGGCAGAAUUUAACAUAUGGGUUUAGCUCCUCCCUCUAACCCUCAGGACAGGAAACACGAACAAUUAGACAUGUGCAAUUCGUUUCGGUCCGAAUAUGAAUUUGGACGAAUUUCGGGCAAUUCGGACACUCGGGUACUUCUGAAUGUCCAAAUUGCCGAAUUGCUGUAGUGCCGAAUUGUCGAGGUCCUGAAGUUCCGAAAUUGCCGAAGUUCCGAAGUGUCAAAGUGCCGAAGUGCCGAAGUUCCGAAGCACAGUAUUGCCAAAGUACUAAUAUACUUACCCAGUGAAAGAAGAAGAAUGUUACAUUGUAUACAAUUUUAAAUAAAAAGUAUACAAACAUAGCCAGGAUUCAGCUUUAAGCAUUUGCAACACCUACAACAAUCAAGUAACAUACAUUCAAAUAAAAUGUAAGUUACUUAGCCUGUCAAUGGAAUGACAGGAAUGAAUAAGUAGAUAACUCCCUAAUUCCCACGGUAUUAGGGAGCUAUCUACUAAAAGGCUGAAAGACCUAAAUUGGUCUUUCAGCCAAAUUUACUAAUACUAAGUAAAUAUUACUUAGUAUUAGUAAAUUAUGCCCCUACUCACUAUGCCGCGAGUAGGGGCAUGUCUGGUAAACAGUGAGCAGCCUGUGGGUGUGGGGCCCUAAUGUAAAAAAAGGGGGGGGACCUAUUGUCCCCCCCCUGGGCCCCCACCCCUGAGUGGUGGUGGGGGCCCUAAAUCAGAAUUGGGGGGGACCUAAUGUCCUCCCCCCCGGCCCUCACCCCUGAGCGGUGGGUGGGUGCCCUAAAUUAUAAUAAGGAGGGGUCCUAAUGUCCUCCCCCCUGCCCUCAACUCUGAGCGGUGGGUGGUGGCCCUAAAUACUAAUAAUAGAGGGACCCUAUUUCUUAUUUAUUUAUUUUUAUUUAUUUAUUUUUUUAUUUACUUAGUAUUAGUAAAUUUGGCUGAAAGACCAUACCGUGGGAAUUAGAGAGUUAUCUACUAAGCUGCUGCAAUAGAAGUCCUGAAGUGCUGAAGUCCCAAAAUUCCAAAAUGCCGAAGUGCCGAAGUUCCGAAGUUGCCGAAGUUCCGAAGUGUUGAAGUGCCGAAUUGCCGAAUUGCCGGAUUGCCGAAGUCUGAAUUGCGAAAAUCCCAAAUUUCGGAAUGCCGAACCAAACAGAAAAUUUUCCCCAUGCACAUGCCUACAAACAAUAAAACAAUUAAGCAUACCUUCCCCUGGUAUAAUAGGAACCCCUUCAGCCAUCACACCUCAGUCUUUUUUUCCUGUCCUCAUAGCCCUAGGACAGUUGUGAUUUUUUUUUCUCUCUCUGAUUUUCUAAGGGUUAAAGUUUUUUUUUUAUGCUCACCUGAUCAUGCUGCUAUGAUCUUCACCCUAUGGAGGUCAGCCUCCCUCCACAGGAAGCCCAGGCACAUGUAGCCCUUUCUCUGCACGAGUGGGGAACCCCUGGGAGCCAUGAUGGUAGUCCCUCUGGCAUCUGGAGCCUGUGUUCGCCAGGAUAAUGAAUCCAGACCUCGAUCAGAUGAUCAUCCGUCCGGUAAGACGCACGCACAUGCUCAAUAGCCACGGCCGGAUUUUCGACAUAUUAGCCCUCAUCCAAGAUGGCGGAGCCACGGACUUGUUGCCAAUCGGCGCAUGUGCGCCUCCUUAAAUGCACAGAGCGGGAAAUUUGAAUAUGGUGUCUUUUCCUGAAAUUAUCUAGCGUUUUCAGUUCCUUUGGUCUUACACUGCUCUCUAAGUGCCCUAUUCAUUCUCUGUAGGUAUGUUUUGUGCUUUUAUUUACAUAGUAACACUGCUCAGCAUUUAUCAAUGGAAUUCAAUUGGGAUAACAUUUUUGUUAUAUAGCCCUUCUAAGAGGAUGGAUCCAGCAUCUCCUUCUGCAAAAUCAGCAAGUAGGUCAUAGGUGAGCAUUAGAAUUUUUUUACCUUUUCUUAAGAUUAAAAAGAGUUCAUGGAGGGUACAGUCAUAUGACUUCUGUGUUUUACAGCCCUUAAGACCGGUCUGGCCCUAGAUCUCCAUCUAAGAGGGAUAAACCGGCGGCCUGCCCUGGAUGUGGCGCAAGGCCUUUGGAUAACUGCAGGCUAUGCCAUAAGUGCUUAUCCAUGGUCGCAGGUGAGUCGGAACUUCGCAGGUCACCUCAAGCCUCUACAUCCUCGGCUCAGGAUAUAGCCUUUUGGAUAAAGCAAGCUGUGGCGGAAGGGAUUUCAGAAUCCAAUAGAGGUAAAAGAUGUGAGAGCUUUGGCAGAGAAUCCGACUUCUCAGGAGAAGACUUCAGACACACGGCUGGUUCCUUAGAAUUAGAGCCUAUCUUUUCUAGUGAGGAAUAGCUCAUGGAGCAACCGUGCUCGUUAGAUGAUAAGUCCAUGGAACAUCUGAUCAUGGCAGUCAGGAAAACUUUGGAUUUGCCGGAAGAAGUCAGAGAAGUUUCGACUUCUGAUAGACAUUUCGGAGACCUCCACAGGAGGAGACCUUCCUUUCUAGUACACAGAUCCAUUAAGGAGCUGAUAUGCUCAGAAUGGAAUACUCCUCGGAAAAGGAUUACAAAUUAGGGCAGAUUGUCAAAAUUGUACCCUGUUAAGGAGGAGGAUUCAAGAAUGUGGACGGUGGCCCCAAAGAUUGAUGCUUCAAUUAUUAAAGUGGCAAGAAGAUCAACUCUGCCUAUUGAUCGUAGUGCUUCGCUCAAAGAACCCAUGGAUAAAAGGAUAGAUGCAGAUCUUUCUAAGGUCUUCAUGACAGCAGGCUUGGGAUGUCAUCCUGCAGUCUUUAUCUCUGCUUUGUCCAGAGCAUUAUGUUCAUGGAUCCUCGAUUUGGAGGAGGAUAUAGAGAAAGGAGUGAGUAGACGCCACAUGACGGACUCGUUAAGGGAGAUUAAACUAGCCAGUGACUGGCUGUUGGAAUUCUCCACAGACCUCAUCAGGAUUUUUUCAAAGGUUAUGGCGCACUCCGUUACUGCUAGAAGGGCUUUGUGGUUGAGAUCCCGGGGAGCUGAUUUCUGUUCUAAGAAUAAUUUAUGCACCCUACCAUUCUUGGGCGAGGUGCUUUUUGGCAGACCGCUUGAAGAAGCCAGCUGAGGUCAAGCAAAUCAUGCUUCCACAAGACAGGCGUCCGAAAAGACCGCAACAGGACCAUUGUCCUUACAGGCCUCAAGGCGGAUACAGGGAUAGUAAAACCUAUCGACCAGGCAGAGAAUACUCUCGGCUCUCCAAUUGGAAGAGUGGCCAAACCUCAAAGUCUUACAGACCAAAGGCUCAAAAUUCUUCCUUUCGCCCCACCAGACAGUUCUAAAGGUGGCUUAGGCCAGGUCCCUCAUGUCGGAGCACGUCUUACGUUCUUCCAGAGGACCUGGAGUAUGAUUCCAGAUGCCUGGGUGAAUUCCAUUGUCACAACAGGUUAUUCUCUGGAGUUCAAAGAAUUUUCCCCUCCACCAAGAUUCAUCAGAACAAGACUCCCUGUCGACAGACAAAAGAGAGACGUCUUGACUCAUUAUGUAACAAAUCUAUUACGAGAAAAGGUCAUUGCUCCGGUUCCAGUGACGGAAAGGUUCCAAGGGUUCUAUUCUCCCCUCUUCUUGGUAAAGAAGCCGGGAGGAAAGUGGAGACCUAUUCAAGGCCUACACCAGCUCAAUUUCUUCUUAAGGGUAAGAAGGUUUCGCAUGGAAUCCAUCCAUUCCAUCAUUCCCGUGGUACACCACAGAGACUGGUUAAUCUCAAUAGAUCUGAGAGACGCCUACUUCCAUGUUCUUGUCAAGGCCAGGCAUCAGAAGUUUCUUUGAUUCCGUGUAAAAAGGGAGCACUUCCAGUUUCAGGCUCUUCCCUUUGGAAUAAGUACAGCCCGGAGGACUUUCUCGAAAGUGCUGGUCACAGUUAUUGCUUUCCUCAGAAGGAUGGAUGUUGCCAUCUACCACUACCUCAACGAUAUCCUGGUAGUGGCUUCAGACUUCGAGACAAUGCUUUGACAUAGACAGCUGGUCCUCAAGACUCUAUCUCAGUUUGGAUAGCUAAUCAACCAAGAGCAGAGUCAUCUACAACCAACAAGGGAGCUGGUGUUCAUAGGAGCAAGCUUCAAUACCCUCACGGCAAUAGUAUCUCUUGCUCAAGAGAGAAGGUUGAAACUGCAGGAUCGCAUUCACACCUUUAUUCGAAUGACGUCUGCUUCCUCAAGGGAGUUUAUGAAGCUCCUAGGUACCUUGACCUCUACGAUAGAUCUGGUCAAAUGGGCGCAAUGGAACCUGCGUCCACUUCAGCAGUAUCUUCUGAGAAACUUAAGAACCAGCUCAGAGGAAUGGAAAAGACAGAUCCACAUUCCUCUCGAUCUGAAAAGGAAGCUUCGGUGGUGGCGGAAAGAGGAAAACAUUUCCAGAGGUUUUCCUCUGAAGAAAAUCGACUGGGUAGUCAUCACGACAGAUGCCAGUCAGUAUGGAUGGGGAGCACAUCUGGGAAAAUCUUUCAUCCAAGUAGAAUGGCCUCAGAGGGCUCAGAACCUGCCUUCAAAUAUAAGGGAGUUGAGAGCGACAUCUCUGGCUCUUCUCCACUUUCAGCACCAGAUAAAGGGAGCCUGGGUGAAAUUAAGAGUAUCUCAACCAUCAAGGAGGCAACAGGAGUAUCUCGCUGAUGAAAGAAGUGACAGCAAUCAUGAACUGGGCACAAAUACAUGUGGAAGGCCUGCGUGCAGUCUUUCUCCCCGGAAAGGAGAAUGUGUUAGCAGACUUCCUCAGCAGACACCAGGUGAAAGCCACAGAAUGGCAUCUUUCAAGGCCUGUGUUUCAACAAUUGGUCCAGAGGUGGGGUCUUCCCCAAGUGGAUCUCAUGGCUCAGAAUGCUCAAGUCCCUUGUUUUGUAUCCAGAAAAUUCCAUCCAAAAGCACUGGAUCAAGAUGCUCUUUCAGUGAAAUGGCCCUUUCAUCUGGCGUAUGUUUUCCCCCCCAUUCCUCUCAUUAAUGCUGUGCUGAGGAAGAUUUCCAGAGAACGUUGCAGAGUGAUUACUGUAAUCCCCUUCUGGCCGAGUCGUCCUGGUUUCCUCUUCUGAAGAGGUUGGCGAUAGAGGAUCCUUGGGAAAUUCCGGUCACAGAAGAUCUCCUGACACAAGGCCCAGUGGUUCAUCCAGAACCUUACAAGCUCAGGCUUCAUGCGUGGCUUCUGAAAGGCAAUCCUAAAAGGAACAGGGUUUAUCGGACCAGGUGGUCUCUACCCUGUUAUGUUCCAGAAAGAUCUUCACUUCCUCUACCUACCACAGAAUUUGGGAAGCCUUUGUGAUGUGGUUAAAUUCAACCAUGCAGAACAUGAGUCCUCCUACGAUCUCUCAAGUCUUGGGUCUCCUACAAGCUGGCUUGGAGAAGGGUCUUUGUCUUAACACCCUUAAAGUGCACUGCUCAGCUAUCUCUGCUCUUUCUGGUGUUCGAUGGGCGCUUCAUCCUCGGGUGGUUUGCUUUUUCAAGGCCGUUUUACGUAUUAGACCUCCUAUUAGACAACUGGCGACUCCUUGGAAUCUGCCUCUGGUGCUUCAGGCUCUCACAGAUCCUCCCUUUGAACCUAUUGGCGAAAUUCAGAUGCACAUCCUUUCUCUGAAGACCCUAUUAUUGCUGGUUCUAGUCUCAGCUAGAAGGAUGUCUGACAUCAGUGCUUGAUCAGCCGAGGAACCUUACACUUCCUUCUUCGAUAAUAGGGUCAUUCUCCGCCCGAGACCUGAAUUUCUUCCCAAGGUGGUUACACCUUUCCAUCUCCAACAGGAGAUUGUCGUGCCUGCCUAUUUUCAGCAUCCUUCUACUCCUGAGGAGUCAAGGUGUCACAUGCUGGAUCUUAGGAGAUGUUUGUUGAUGUAUAUAGAAUGCUCAGCUACUUGGAGGAAUUCCUCUCAAUUAUUUGUUAUACUUUGGGGUUCUCGUAAAGGAGAAUCCGCUUCUGUCUCCGCCCUUCAUCUUGGACAGUAUCUGCGAUUUCCAAGGCUUAUAAAGCUAGGAAUGUUCCUGUUCCCAAAGGCAUCAGAGCUCAUUCCACAAGAUCCAUUGCUACCUCAUCGGCUGCAGAGUCAGGUGUUCAUGCAUAUGUAAGGCUGCAAAUUGGUCAUCCCUAAGGACCUUUGUGAAACACUACAAAGUGGAUGUGGCUUCUCGCUCGGAUUCAGAGUUUGGCCUGUCAGUCAUGAACUCCUUUAAUCCUCAGAGCUGAUUUAUUUAUUAAACUAUUUUGUAGCAUGUAUUUCCCUCCCUGUGUCAUUAUUGCUUGGGGAAUCCCAUAUGUUAAAUUCUGCCAUGAUUAGCCAAGAAUACGGAAAAUGUAUUCAUACUUACCGUAAUUUUCUUUUCCUGGCUAUUAUUCCCACCCUCUUUUGGAUAUUCGUCUUGUUACUUGACUGAGGUGUGAUGGCUGAUGGGGGUCCUAUUAUACCAGGGGAAGGUAUGCUUAAUUGUUUAAUUGUUUGUGUUUCCUGUCCUGAGGGUUAGAGGGAGGAGCUAAACCCAUAUGUUAAAUGCUGCCAUGAAUAAUAGCCAGGAAAAUAAAAUUACGGUAAGUAUGAAUAAAUUUUCCGUAUUCUGAAUAGCAUCCAUUAUUACGUUUUGUGUGGGCAAACUGCACAUACUUAUAGUGUCCUACAAGCUUGUGCAGUUUGCAUACACAAAAUGUGUUAGGAAGGAACUAAGGUGUUGUGUGAUAUGUUCCCAUGUAAGCACUUGUAUCUACAAUAAAGCAUUUUGAGUCACAUGAUCUGCUGUGGCCAAAUUUACUAAUAGAGACAAUUCCAUGUUUCUAAUGGUUUCCUACGGAACAUAUUUCACUUCAGUUAGGUAUCUUUUAAAAAUAUUGGUAUUAGGGCUAAAUUGCACUAAUUAGUAAAUAGCGUUUUAGAAUGAUUUUCUAAAAAUGACAAAAAAAUAUAAAAUAAAAAAAACAGGCCAUCAUGAGCAUAUAAAGACAUUUUCUAUGUGUGAGGUGAGUUAAUGAGGGAAUUGAUGCAUCUUACAAACUCUAACGAUGCACGUCAGUCAUACAGUCAUAUCUGUCUCCCAUUAAGAUUUCUUUUUUCUCACGGUGGCCUAGGCUCUCCUUAAUUUUUUAUUGUGACCAGUUAUUGAUUGUCUGCCACAUAGCUUCACCAAAGUACUAACCAGUUCAGGAGCAACUUAACAGCUCAGUGAACUCACCAUAAUCUGUUCUUCGUGUUUGUUUGUUAAAAGCAGGUGAACAUUAAAUAGUGAACAUAUUCUCUUGGUCCUGUACUUUUUUUUUUGUUUUGCAACUUGUUUCUGGCUUGUUUUUCCUGUGCAACGUCUUUCUGAAGAUAUCAACAUAAGGUUCUGAUCUUAGUGUUUAUUUUCUUAAAAAAUAUUAUGUCAUCGGCUACUUGGUGGGAUAUUUUUUUCUGCAGCAGAUUGUGUUCUGGACAAUAUUCUUUGUUGCUACACUAAAGGCUCCUGUGUUGCUUAGUUUGCAGUCUUUUUUCCCCUGCAGUCACCAGGCUCAUGAUCUUUCACAAACAACUAUGAUUAUGUGCGUUGGCGGAUCUCUGAGAGGAGGAAUAGAACAGAGGAAUCCUGAUUGGAAUACUCGCUAAGCCAAAGGCCAUAAGGAUUUCUCUAUAACUCAGGGAGAUCCAAUCUAAGCGCCUUUCACAGCUACAAGGCAAAUAAAAACCUGAGCCUUUUUGUUUGUUGCAUUGUGCUGUGCAGAGUGUUUCCAACGACUAAACUGUAACAUUUUAGAGAACCUGUGUUGGCAGCUAUGUGUAUCUGUGACUAAACAGGAGACAAUUCAAAGUUACUAAACAGAUGUUUUUCAUUUUACAUGAAGACAAAGAGAUUUAGUGAUGGUUUUUAGUGAUGGUUUUCAGGAAUGAUUUCCCAACCCAGAAGUAAAAUUAACCCCCUGAACGUGAUUCUGUGCUGUCCAUGUGUGGACCACCAGCGGCAAUUUAACAUCAACACACAAACAGCAUGAUUGGAAACCUGCCCAACAGCUCCAUCACCAUCUAGUGUUGUGGCAUAGUUUGGGAUGCAGGGGAAAGUGAGUUUUACUUACCUGAACCUGUCUCUCUUGGCCAUGCUCUUCCUUACGGUACUCUUCAGGUCCUGUAGCUUCAGCAGCCAGAAGCCUACAUUGGCAGUGUACUCCCGCGCAUGCACAAGAGUACAAGACUGAGGUCUAUAGGGGAACCCAUGAGAUCCUGCACAGACAGAGCUUUUAUUCCCCUCAGCUGUCAUUAGUGACAUCAGGGGUCUUGACAAUGCAAGGCAAAUGUAGCUAUGUCUUUUUGUCAAGUUUUGUCAAGCAUAGGAAAAAUACAAAGACAAAGUAGUCCCUACUUCAACUUAGUAUAUCGUUUGACUGGGUUGGAAUUUCAGAGAGAUUCCAACACAUUUAAUAUGAGUAUUUCAUAAAGAUUUUAUCUUCAUGAAAACAUAUUCGGGGGGAGGGUGACAGUGCCACUAAAAUAGCCUAACAGUAAAGAAAUGGAUGGAUGAAGACUUGGUUUAGUGGUAUGUUUUUGCAAAUUUGUUUCAGUGUUCUUACAUAUAAAAUAAACCUGAGAAUUAGACAUGUAAAAUAAACUUUUCCCGCUGUUAAAGGGACACUACAGGCACCUAGACUUCUUCAGCUCAUUGAAGUUGUCUGGGUGCAGUGUUCCAGCACCCUUAAACCUGGAAAGGUAAUUAUUGCAGUUUUUUGUAUACCUUUAUGGGUUAACUCCUCCUUUAGUGGCUGUCUACCAGACAGCCACUAGAGGGACUUCCGGAUCAUUAGGCAACUUUUGGUCGCCUGACGCUGGACGUCCUCACACUAUGCAUGAGGACUUCCAGCAUCACCGGAAUCCCCAUAGGAAAGCAUUGUAUAAUAUUUUCCUAUGGGGAAAUCCUAAUGUGAGCGCUGCCAUUGCCACGCAUGCAUAUUAGGUCUCCCCCCGCUGGCUGAUGUCGCUGGACCCAGGUAAGUAUCAGAAGGGAUUUUUAACCCUUCCUGCACUGUGGGUGGGGGGAGGGAGGCAAUAUAGGGAGCUAUAGUGUCAGGAAAACAGCUUUGUUUUCCUGACACUAUAGUUUCCCUUUAACCCCUUAAGGUCCAAACUUCUGGAAUAAAAGGUAAUCAUGACAUGUCACACGUCAUGUGUCCUUAAGGGGUUAAAGGCAUAACACCACCAAGACCACUACUGACUCGGACAAGCUCGUAGGUUCUAUGAAGUGCAAUGACAUGAGGGCCCUAUUUUUUGUGAAUCUUGAAUCACAUUGCAUAUAUGAGCCUCUCUAUGCACUUUGGUGAAGGAAGCGGGUAAAUAAAUGUCUCCAGUAUCAAAGAUUACACUAUUAUCUUUUUAUUUUAAUUUUUAUAAAUUAAAAUGUAUUAGUUCAGCAAAUGUAAAAAAAUACAAACAUCAAAACAGUCAAAUUGAACAAUAUAUAUUGAACCAUGUAUGCAUAUUAUCACAUUCACAUUCAAACUUGCACAAAUGUUGUGCAAAUGCGCCAUUUUUAUUAAUAUAACGACUAACUUUAUAUACUUUGUUCCUACUUUUCUGUAAUGUGCCAAAAUAAUACAUUUUACACUUUUUAAUACUUUUUGCAGAUUUUACCAUUUAUUACAUUCACAGAAUAAGACAAAUAGUAUUACUAUAGGGGGGAAAUGGCAUAAUUUGAAGGAGUUUUUAUUCCUUAAACAGAUUGUGAAAUCUGCUUAUCUGUCAGAAAAACCACCACUCUGACAGUGCCAGAAAAAUGUAUCCGAAAUAAAAGGUGCACUUUUGUACUUUAUUUUUUUAAUACCUUGGAAGCAAAAUAAUUGGAAUAGGAAAUUGAAAUGAUGGAAGAGAUGCAGUAAGGAAUAUUUUGAUGCAGUUAAGGGAUAAAAUAGGUGCAAAAAGGGAAAUCACUAGAAAAACUGUCUAAAAAGUGAGCACAACACUUUUUUUUUCUUAAUCCCAACUGUCCAUUAAAGAAGUAGAGCUUAUGCACAAUAAAAAUGAUAUAAUAAAAUGUUAAAAUAUGUCUCUGUACCCUGGCAACUUCUGAGUGACAGCACAGACCGGGAGGUAAGAGGUACCUAUGACAUUUGAGAUAAUGAUGUUCUUCGAUAUACCCCUUUGUAGAUGUGAAAGUAACUGAAGGAGGGAUACUAUUUCUAAAUUAUUGGUUUCUGAUUUUUGGGUCUUCUUUUUUUACCUAUUACCUAUUUAUCUAUUCAGAUCUAACCUUUGGAAUAUGUUUACAUACCUUCCAACAUUUCAAAUGGACAACUAUGGAGACUUUACUUUUAUGGGUGUGAGUGAGGGUGAAAUUUUAGAUGACCUACUGUUAACAAUUUAUAGGACUAUGGUGUAAUUUAAAAUAAGAACAAUGCAUCGUAUUUAUAUAGACUGGUUUCUAAACAUAUUUAUUGUUUACGGAUACAUUACUAUUUAUUUUUAUUUAUUACUGGCAUUUAUAAAGCGCCAACAAAUUCCGCCAACUCAUACAAUACUAUGAGUAUUAUUGCUGUGGAACUCUGUUAUACAUUCUUAUACACACAGAUUUGGGUCCAAAAUAGGGACUGUUCCCACUAAAUAGGGACUAUUUGAAGGUAUUAAUUUAUUGAUAGCUAGAUCCUGACCUCAUGGCUCACUUUAUGAAUUCACUCCGUUGCUCUCUAUCCAAAUUCUAACUUCCAUGGCCUCUGGCUACUCCACAUAGUGCUUGACUUUCUAUUAUCUUGUUGUCCCCUAGGUGGCAUUUGGUCAUUACAGAAUUUACCUCAUUGCAUUCCCGGAGCAAGUUCUUCUUUAUUUGGAAAGUUCCUGCCAUUCUGUAACUAUGUAUGCAUUCAUGGCUGCCUACAUUUUGUAUAGCCUUCAUCAAUUCAUAACAGUUUCCCCCAGUAUUUAAGGAUACCAAUGGCUUGUGGCAUUACACAUUCCAUUUGUCAUUAAUAGAAUCCUAUGAAUAGAUACUUACAAUGUGGAAUCAUUUAACCAGUCAGGCAGAGAAUGGGUUUCUCUAUUCUAGGACAGAUUAUAAAGAGUGUAUUUCUUAGAUGGGUCAGUAACACAAUUCCUUGUCAAAAAAAGAAUAACAUUUAGUGAUGUGUAUGUACGAAAAGAGAAUGAAUAGGAACAGGUCGCUGAGCAAUUUAUAUUUGAACUACUGAAUGUGGCUGAUGGCAUCAGAGCAUCCACAAACUCCAAGGUGCCUAUAGGCAUGUGCCAACUUUCUCUAAUGGGGAGCGUUUCUCUGAGAAUACAAAACCGCAAGCAUUUUAUUUAGUUAUGUUGAAAUGUCCUUUCUGUUUUUAUGCCUUUGGCACUACAAAGGCUUUCUGCACGUCUGUUUUUAUCAUGUUCUGUUCCAGUGCGUUUCCCAGUGUUUUUUCAUAUUCUCUAAAUUCGGCCUCAUUUAUAGCACAGUGGCUUAUUGUGUGAAUUUAACAAGAACAGGACAGGAAGAUUCAGAGCCAACAGAGUGUAUUAGUAAGGGCACUUAAAUCCUUGGAGUCUUUGUGCACGUAGCCAAAAACAUGCGGAAGAAAAGAUAGAUUAAAAAAGAAAUUUCAGAUUAUCAUUAGGGCUCAGCUGUGUACUGGGUCUCUACAGAUCUACAGGCAGAUGCCAGUUUUGUUUAUGGUUCAUUGUUGGCAUGCUAAUGUAAUGGUCUACUUUAUUUAACAAAGAACAGAAGAGGCUAAUUUAAUACUUUAACGCCACACCGGUUAAGGUAAGAAAAGGAUCUUUCAUUUCUUUUCAUAUACGGAAUGAAUCAAAGGAUCAGAAACUAGAAAUAAAACCUGUAAGAAAGAAUAUAAGAAAAUGGUGAAAUUAGUUUAAUGUUGAUAGCGUUUUUCCCUAAACUGGAAAAAAUCAUGGAAUUGACCAGACCAUUGAAUUUUCCCAAUUCAUCUUUUUAAGGUAAAUUUAAAAACCCACAGUCAAUGAAUGAAACUGUGUUCUUUCUACACAGCUUUGUAUACAUUCAGACUUUUGACUCACCCUGUGUAUACAAUGUAAUGCAAGGAAGAAUCUGUUUAUUUUUGGAGUUGGGUAGGGAGAUUUAUUAAGGGAAAACUAGGUGCUAUUUGGAUGCAAAGUGCUAACUGUUGAGAGAAUUCUGUUGAUCUCAAUGGCAAUUGACAGAUUUCACCCAAAAUCUGUUAUGUCUUAUUAAUCUGAGUCCCUUGCAUGAAACCUGAGCAGGUCCUCAAAUAAGGGCCUGUUGCCUGAUAUUCAUUUUACUGUAAGUAAAAUGGUUUUAUCAGGAGGGAAUCAACUGAUAUUUGACUUUCUUUUCAAUUUUCUCCUGUUGUAUAUAUUUAAUUAUUAUCCAACUUAACUCAUAGUGUCACAUGUUCAGUGAUUGAACCUGAUCAGUGAUGAAAAUACGUGUCAUUGUGUAUAUUGGUAGAAUGUUAGCACUUACUCCCUCUGCAAUGCUAUAAUAAUGGAUUUUCAGGGAUAUCUCGGAUACUGAUGUAAUAAAAGUUGGAAAACCUAUUUUCUAGAAAAUGUUUUUCACAGACACAUUAUAUAAAAUCUAAAAUAUAGUGAAAAAUCUUUAUGUUAUUUCUUCCAUAUUUAAAACAAAUGUCAGGAUGACACUUGGUUUGAUGUUCCACAAAGCUGUUUUAAUUUAUUUUAAGGUGUUUACUUAUAAAGUAACAUGGUAAUAAGAUAAUGUAAAUACAUAGUUCUGUAUGGAGAAAUAUUACUUUUCCAGUAUACUUAAAACAUUCAGCCUGGCUAUUUAAAUAUUCAUCUGUGUAGUUAUUAUAUUGUAACUGACUGUAUGUGAUUGACAUGUUGUAUGUAGUUUACUCACUAUUGGUAGAGUUUACAGGAAAAUCUAACAACACCAAACAUCAGGACUAUAAGAUUGCAGGACUAUAAGGAGAUGGCGCCUCUAGUGGCUGUCUGAAUGACAUCCAUUAAUGCUCUAACAUGCAAGGUAAACACUGCUUUUUCAAUAGGACAUCAGUACACUACUCAAAGACAAAAUGGUGGACCUGGCAACCCAAGAGCCACCUGCGAAAUUGUGUCGGAGAGUAAAAUGUCUUCAGCUGUAAUUUUUUUUUGCAAUUCUCAAUCUGAAUUUUUCAUUGGAUUUUGUGGUGUCCUAAGAGUUAGGGAACACAGCAGCAUUCAUAUGGGAACAUUAAGAAUGCUAAGGUAAUGGCAGCAACAAGGGAGGGAGGAUUAGAUGAUCACACCACUUCGAUUUGAUAUAACACGUAACUUAUUAUGUAUUUAUAAACACAUGUAGAAAUACAAAAAUAUAUUACCAUGCUAGAUCUCUCCUAACCCUUUUCAGCUCCAAGUGCUUAUUUCUCUUUUAUUAACACCACAAUGAAUAAACAUGUGUUUCUGACUGCUGACAGCCCCAAGCAUAGAUCAGAGGCUGGCCGCCCAUUGCAGCUGACGCUUUUGAUGCCAAAUUUUCAGAUGAAGAUACUUUUCCCUACAAUAAAAAAAAAAAAAAGGAUCAAAGUCCUGGAGGUGUGGAUGAUCACAAAGGAAAAUAAUUACACUAAGUAAUUAGACGUACAAUAUAGCCUGAAUAGACUGUGUGUACAUUAAUAUUAAAAUGGCUUUGUAAUAGAAACAUAUCAAACAACUAUUUAGCAUUUUAGUAUUCAUUUUUCUGCCGUAACCUUCCCAUGCAACUUCUGAGUGCUGGUUUAUGGCUCACGUAACAGCCUUGUGUUCCUAUGUCAGCAUUAGGCUUUGUCCCAUUGUCUGGGACAAUGUGUGCUGGCUUAUACUCCUGGCAGUACUUCCUUAUGUCAAACUAGUUCACCGACAGGAUUUACAUAAGCCUUAAAGGUUCUCACCUGCUCAUCAUUAAGGGUUUUAUAUCUAAUCCUGUCUAGCACACACAAUCUGAUGGUCAAAACAGUUUACUGUUUUUAUGUAAUGACUGAUAUUACAGCACAUUCUACAAACUGCCUUUGAUAACAUAGAUAAAAGUAGAUAGAUAGAUAGAUAGAUAGAUAGAUAGAUAGACAGACAGGCUCACUGGCAGACCAUUUUUGUUGCUGUAUAAUAUAUAUGAAGACUACAUAUUUUACAUUUUUUCAUCAAUGCAUUGCAUACAUUAUCGUGCCAGGAGACCAAGGACCAACACACCUCCUAUCCAUGGGAAUGCAUAUUUAGUGUGCACAUUUCUGUUCUUUGUAAUAUUGUAUCCAAGGGAUAAUUAAGCACUAAACAAACAACAUCUGUAUUACUAGAUUAUAAAACUGCAAAGAAUUGUAUGAGAUUUUAGAGAUGUAAAAUACCAGUCAGGCUGUCUACACUUUACAUAUAAGUAUAUCAGAACAUAAGCAGUUCUGCACUCGUUGUUCAUUAGAUAACAUGGACAAAAUGACUGUCCAAGCGGAGGCAUUUACACUGAUCAACCACAGCAUUAAAAACAUUGACAGGUGAAGUGAAUAACAUUGAUUAUAUCGUUACAGUAGCAUCUGUCAAUGGGUUGGAUAUAUUAGGCAGCUAGUGAACAGUCAGUUCUUGAAUUUCAUGUGUUCAAAGCAGGAAAAAUGGGCAAGUGAAAAGAGCUAAGUGACUUUAAAAACGGGCCAAAUAGUGAUGGCUAGACAACUCAGUGCAUCUCAAAUGGCCAGUCUUGUGGGUUGUUCCUGGUAUGCAGUGGUUAGUACCUACCAAAAGUGGUGCAAGGAAGGACAACCGGUGAACUGGCAUCAGUGUCAUGGGCGCACAAGACUCAUUACAAUGCAUGUGCUUAGUGAAGGUAAGCCCACUUGGUCUUAUCACAAAAGAGCUACUGUAGCUCAAAUUGCUGAAAAAUUUAACGCAUAACCUCAGUCGGUCAGUGUGCCCAUCAUGACCCCUGUCCACUGCCUAAAGCACCUUCAAUGGGGGCACAAGUUUUAGAACUGGAACAAGGAACAUGGAAGAAGGUUGGCUGGUAUGAUAAAUCACUUUUUCUUCUAGAUCAGGUAGAUGACUGGAUGCAUGUGCAUAAUUUACCUGGAGAAGAGAUGGCAGUAGGUUGCAUUAUGGGAGAAGACAGGACGGAGGAGGCAGUUUUAUGCUUUGGGCAAUGUUUUGCUGGGAAACUUUGGGUUCUGGCAUUCAUGUGGUUGUUACUUUGACAUGUACCACCUACCUAGAGAUUGAUUCACAAUUUGCAGGAAUUAAAGGAUCUGCUUCUAAUGUUGUGGUGGUUAGAGUUAUAUCAGGUUGCCUAACCAAGGUAACCAUUUUUUAUCACAUUUUAAAUGGCUAUCAUAUUAAAAAGACAUACCCUUUCCAUAUCAUAUUGGUAUUAAAGCACCUGAGUCCAGGAUGGGAUUUUUUUCUGUAGCCAAUAUCUUGAGAUUUCUAUUUUUAUGGCCAUCAUAAGUUGAAUUAUAAGAUAUCUUUUUUGAGUUGAGAAUUUUUUUUAUAUUAAAGUGAAAAAGAGCAACCAACAAAUUAUCUUCCAAAUCUUCUCCCACUAAGUCUGAUAUAACUCUAAAUGCCUUAUUCCAUAUAGGUCUUAAAAGCUUACAUCCCCACCAGAUAUGUUUAGAGCUACCUUCUACACAAUUACACCUCCAGCAUAGUUUGGUAUUAUCAGGGUUAAUUUUAUUUAGAAUUUUUGGUACCCUAUGUCAUUGAUGAAGAUUUUGUAGUGAAGCUCUAUAAUAUUUAAACAGUGCAAUGAUUUUUUAACUUCUUGAAUUGAUCUAUACCACUGCUCUAGCUCGAUGAGGGACCCCCUUUCUUGUUCCCAGUUUUUCCAUUCUUUUGGUUUAGACUCUAUUUCUUCACCUCUCAGUAUUUCAUACCAACUAGAUAUCAGUUUAUGUUUUGUAUUAUUUUUAAAUAGAUCAUUUCAUUUUUUAUUUAUCCUAGUAUCGUGAUGGAGGAGAUUCUUAGAUAUGAGAAUAUCUCUCUUGAUUUAAGGCCAAGACUUAACUGAAGGUGUGAAAAGGGCCUUAUUUUAUUCGACUCUAGUAGAUCUUUUAUUUUAAUUGUACCAGAUUUGAUCCAGUUACCUAUAUUUAGAUCAGUAUUAUUAUAUUUCAUUAUCUUAAUUGGAAUAUACUUAGAGAUUUGAUUUAGAAUAUGAUUCCCUGCCCCCCCUGCCCCCCCCCCCUGUAUUUUACCCAGUUUUCAUAAAUAUGUCUUAUAUAAGAGAUUUCUAUAUUUGAAAAAACAAUAGCACUGGCUCCAGCGUCAGUACGUAUCAUAUUAGAUCUCUUGUUUUACACAGAAAGGACUCAAUUUUGUACCAAGGAUCUUCUGUUGUCACUGGGCCCUGGAUGGAACAGCCUACUGGCUUCAUAGUAUUUAAUGAGAUUAGGGACCACCAGGCCACCCUUACUGGACUUUUUCAUUACGUGUAGAAUAGAGAUCCUAGAUAUCUUAUAGCCCCAGAUAUAAUUCAAAAAUAAUUUAUGGAUCUGUUUUGUUGUUGUUACAGAUAAAUGGGAUCAUUCUGAAAAGGUAUGACCAUUGAGGUAAAAUAUAUGAUUUGAUGAUAUUUAUUCUUCCUAACCAGGAAAUUUCUAUAUUUCUCCACUCUUUCAGAAAUGUAUCAAUAGUUCCUUUUAGAAGAUUAUCCACGUUUUUAUCUAUUAAUUUGUUUUUUGGUUGGAGAAAAAAUAAAUCCCAAGUUAUUUAAAACCUUGUGGUGACCAAGUAAAAAGGUAUUUAGUAUAUAGUCUAUUAAUUGUCAUAGAGUCUAAGUUAAUGGGCAUAAUUUGGGAUUUAUCAACAUUUAAUUUGUAAUUUGAGACUCUAGUAUAAUCUUCUAACGCUAAGAUUAAGGCCCCUAGCGAUGUGACUGUAUCUGUCAAUGUUAAUAUUAAAUAGACCGGUGGUUUUAUUGCUGUGGCUGAUCAGUGUAUCUACUUACUGGUAACCAGUGGAGGAUUUGACUUCUUUGCCUGAGGUUUGAGUACCCUAUUGUUUUCUCAUGAGAUACAGAUUAGUGAGUUUAAAUAUAAAGAUAAUGCUACUACUUUCAUGUCUUUAGUGGGACAACAGUUAGUAUAGAGCAAACUGUGGCCCUCCAGAUGUUGCUGAACUACAACUCCCAUAAUUCUUUGCAUUACAUAGAUAGCCAGAGAAUCAUGGGAGUUGUAGUUCAGCAACAUCUGGAGGGCUGGAGUUUGAGGGCCGAUGGUAUAGAGGCACCUAACAAACAGGAUUAUUCACUAAAAUGUAAAUUGUCAUGAAUUCAAACAGAAUUUGAAAAAAUUAGAUUGAAUUAGCUGAGGAGAAAAUAUAGCUGAUUUGGCGAAAUGUUACCAUUCGGCUAUAUGACCUAAAAUUUGAAUUUCAUGACAAACUGCACUUGAAUUAAUAAUCCUGUCAUCUUUUAACCUAAACGUAUCAAGUCACACAAAGUGUUAAAACCCGUUGAAUGGAUUCAACCGUAAAUAAGACUGGGCCAUUAUAAGUCAAUGCUUGAGAUUAUUGGGGCCUACUUAAACUACUUGCAUGUCCUUUGCAUUCUAUUAGUUUUUCCAUUCUCUCUAUGGCAGAUUCAUUAGUAUGCAUGUGGCAACUCUGUCUGUUAAUCGCCCCCAUGCCCUCCAGAGUCUUUUUCCCUGUUUCUAGGUUUCCAUACCCCUGUUUUCAUUUCAGUAUCCUCUGUCUGCCAUGGUAACUGUAUCCAGCAGUUGUGUAAUGUCACAUUAACUGGCAUCAUGUCACAGUGUGUGUUUUAGAGGAUCUCUCUGGACUGACCUUCCAAACACUGCAAACAUAGCACCUUAACAGAGUCUGUACCUUCCCAGGUGUUUGAUAUUAGCUUUAUCUUAUCCCAAUAUUUAACAACAACAAAAAAGCAUUUGUGAACGGUGAAAAUUUAUUGUGAUAAGCCCUGUCUUACGUACCUGGCAACCAGCAUACAGAAAGCAUACAAGGACAAGAUUGUCAUCUGUGUCUACUCAUAAUUUGCAACGAACUGGAUAAUAAAAUAAAGCAUUACACAAAACAGUUUAACACAAAUUAUAGUUGAUUUUCAAAGUUUUAUUUAAUAGUGACUGUUCCCCUUUAACAAAUAGGUAUCAGAAAUGUAUGGAUCCUGAUAUAAUUAAAUAAGGAAGCAGAAAGGAAAAUGAGCCUCAUUAUUUGCUGAUUUUAGGUUUUCAAUGAUCAUGACCAAGUCAGCUGUUUGUGGUAUAUGAUGCAAUCUCUGGGACUGAUACGAUUGAUUUAUUUACAUUUUAUUCAUUUAUUUUUUAAGCUAAGAUACUUUGUACACAGUAUAUUAUCGAAUACACUGGUAAAUCAAUGGAUACAAUACAGGAAAGGAAAAAUUCAGAUUAUAUAGUUAAUUUGGUCAUGGGAAAAACCUUUUGCCUUUGUUAGUAUCACGGAUACAUGCUAACUUUUUAACUUUGCUACAUUUUUCCUUCCCUUACAACUCAUGCAGUCCCUUACUCCCUUUACCAUUCCACCAUUCUCGGUUUUUCAUAUGCCUCCAAACUGUCCUACUUUUGGUGGCCCAGUCCCUACUUUGAGACUUAUCCCACAGUCCCAAUUUUGUUGCCUGGUGGCCCACAUUCAGAGACUCCAGAGAAUUGUCUCCAUGCGGCAAAGCACAAAAUUCUUAUACGUGCUGUGUGGCAGGACCUACAGCCAUGAAAAGAGCUUGACACCACUUUCAUGGCGGGCUCGCCAAGUUGUGUCAGGAACAAUGUCCCUCAGAGGGCCUGCCCACUGUCCAGAUCCCAUACCUUCCAAAUGUUAGGAGAUAUAAUAUACCUACUAUAGUUGUACAUUUGUGGGUUGUACCUUUCUCCCAUAUUUGUGUGUUGCAUCUUGGUGGCUGGGGUAGAGGGAUUCCAUGCCUGUUUUCGUGCUUCCGACUAUAUUUUGCCUGGUUUUAGAUAAACCUUUCAUCUAUCAUGUCUAUUUUCUUUCGUAUGCUUAUCAACUUCCUACGGACACUUAAAAUGUGGGCUUUCAGAUCAGCAGAUGACACAGUGCUGUGUUAAAAAAUAUACAUGUCCACGUAUGUAUUUGUGUUAGGUGUCUCUGAACCAAACCAUUAUCUGCGAGUAACACACAGUCUGCGUUAUUCACUAACGUCUGAAUGCUGCCUUUCUGAAUGAGGUAAAGCAAUCUGGUUUUAUACAGGGGCAUUAAAAUUCUACAUAUCUGAACUAUUUGCCUGCUGAUAGCACUAGCACCCAGUGGGUAAACAGAUUUAAAAAAAAAACACUUAGGGGGCUCAAGGGUUAAGUUAUAUGGCAACUGACCAAAAAGGCUGCACACAAAGAUUGUUAGCUCACUGUUAUUGCAAAUAUGAUACAAUACUGUUUUGCACGGUGUAACAAUAUAUUACAAUGUUUUGAUGCAUCAUGUUCUCAGUGUAAUGUUCUGCCUUGGAAUAAAUAAAGAAUUUAAAAAAACAAACAAAAAUGCUGCCCAGGGCACCCUUACUAACUAUUUAAAGUGAUGGAAAGCUUUUAUGAAGGCCAUUCCUGUCAUUAAUAAUCAGAUUAUGUUUGAGGCUCAUUUUUUUCAGUCACAUUUGUUUUGUAAUUCUAGUAAUUUUUAAUAGUUGCAUGGCAUAUUACGGACUUUCAUUUGACCUUUUUGGAGGACGAAAAAAGAAGAAUUCUGAAGUAGAAGCGUAACUAGAAAACGGAAAUUGCCCUGCCCCCCCACCAUAUGCCUUAUCCUCCUCCCCAGCCACUACAUUUGUCUUAUUCCCUUCCCCUCAGCCCCUCCAUGUGUUUCAAUUUCCCCCGCCCCUCCAUGUGUCUUGCUCCCAAGCCCCUCCAUGUGUCUCAUUCCCUCCCCCAGCCCCUACAUAUGUCUCAUCCCCCCAGCCCUUCAAGUUUCUUAUUCCCCCAGCUCUCCAUGUGUCUCAUUUCCCUUCUCAGCCCUCCAUGUGUCUCAUUCUCUCUCCCCCCAGCCCCUCCAUGUGUCUCAUUUCCCGCCCAGCCCUCCAUAUGUCUCAUUUCCCCACCAGCCCUCCAUAUGUCUAAUCCCCCCCAGCCCUCCAUGUAUCUCAUUUCCCCCAGCACUCUAUGUGUCUCGUCUCCUUCCCUCACCCCAACCCCUCCAUGUGUCUCAUUCUCUCCCCAUUUGUCUCUCCUUCCUCCCCUCCUGUACCUGUUCACCCGGACCGUGGUACCAGGACUGACAGGAAGUGCUCUCUCAGUGAACACUACGCAGUCCCACUGGCCAUGCUACAAACCAUGGCAGGAAGGGAGCAGCACAGCGCUACCCUCCUGCCGGUAACCUUGCAAACGCAGGUCCCAGGUUGGUGCGGCAGCACACCUACCCUGGUCGUAGGGGUCGCAGUUGCGACCGGCUUCUGGAGUGACGGGCCAGGUUCCACUGCGACUGUGGUAGUUACUUAGGACUUAGCUGCAGGGCUUAGCUCAGGAGGGCUCUCCAUCAGAAGUCAUGGAGGUGGAGACCGGGUCUGGCGGACCCCAGAUACAUUUUUUUUUCUAAAAUGGUUUAACCGUUUACAAUGAGGGGCUCCAAGAUACUCUUUGCACCAUAACCACUUCAGCAUACUGUAGUGGUAAUGCUGGUUGGAGUGUUUACCAAACUUGUAAAAAUUUACCCAUAGAGUCACAAUCCCUCCAAAAUAGCGGGGGACAUCAAUAGUUUGAUAUGGGCUAAUUUCAGGGGGGAGAUAGAAUCUAAACAACAACUUUCUAGUGGUUUCCUUGUGGGCUAUACAUUAAGAUUUUUUUAAUUUUAUUUGAUAAGAGUGCCGUUCCAUGCAUCUAGUUCUUCUUCCAAUGUCCUCAUUUAGAAGAAUUGUAUAGGGAUUCUCAACAUUCUCAAGAUCAACAAAAACUUUGUAACAAUUGGUAAUACACAUCAAAUAGUACAAAAUUCUCCUACAAUAAGUUUCAUACAGAACACCAAAGGUGAUAGCAGUUAAACAACAUAGUAGCAAUAAAAACACAAAUACAAAUAAUGAACUCAACUGCGGCACCUCGGGAAUGUGAUGGAUGUAUGUGGUAAAAUAAAUUAUUAUAGAUGUGUUUUAGGUAUAGGACCUAUCAAAAUAGUGGGUAUCAAACACAAAACAGGAAUGUAUCAUUUAGAUGAAAAGUAGCGUAAUGUCAAAAAUACUGUAUUAAUUGGAAAAUCUAAUUUGGUUGUAACUGGGUAACAGUGUCUUGAUAUACCCAUCCCAUUUAGUUCAGCAGCUAUUGUCAUUCCUGAGGGAGGGCUCUUGCGUAGACAUCUUGAUCUGAAUUACAGGGAAUAGUAUCAAUCACCAUGGGACCAUCAGUCAAUGUCCUCCGUCUGGCUAUACAUGUUCAUGCUUCAAUUAACAUAUGGAUUAGUAAGGCUUGGGUAGCUUUCCAUAUUUCCUUUGAGACUAUUAGCAGUAAAAAUGUUCAGGAUAGAAUUAGGAAGUGAAUUCACAGAGCUCUUGAAUAAGGUUGUUCAUUUGACACCAAAAAAAUCUGUAUAAUAGAGCAGGUCUCCCACAUGACGAGCAUAGUGCCUAAAGAUGUCUGACUCCUCCAACAAUCUACAAGAAGCAUUUUUAUCGCCGGUUGGUGAGUUACUAAAUACCAUUAGUACAGUAUUUUUCCUUAUAAUACUACAUGAUUUUUAUAUUGUGGAUGGAGCAAAAUGCACAGGGCAUCUACCAGAGAUUUAAUUUAAUUUAAACCAAUUUGUUCACAGUGAUAAGCUGUGUGGAUAUUUAAGAUUAAGUUUACACAUUCUAUUUGUAUGUAUAUGUGACUUUAACUGGACCACUUAAAUGUAUCUUCAUUUGAUAUGUCUGGAUAAAUACUAAUUACAGUUUUCACAUCUCUCUUCAGGAGAUACCAGACGUCUGGCUAACUUUUGAGAAGGAUUAAUGCACACUUGUUUUUGCUAAGGAGGCUAAAGUGACAUUGCAACUGUUUAAUCCUGCUCUGUCAUGUAAUGUGACCCAGACAGUGAGAUAUCUCUGCGGAGACCAACUCAGCAUCUUCACUCUUACUGGAUACUUCAACUAAGCUGUGACCAGGAUGAAUCUGAGCGAGGACAAAUCACUUCUUGGGUUAGCACAGAAGCCAAAAGAAGCAGCUCCCACACCAACUUAAAAAAAGCUUUGUGAAAGCAUAUUUAUCAUUGUCUACAUUUCAAAGUCAAUCUCUACUUUUCAACAGUUUAUUUUAUUGUUUGUGUAAAGACUGACAGAGACAGUUACGUAAUUCUCUGUUUCUGCUACAUCACACAUGGUGGUGAACACAAUCAACUUUUUACAACAUAUAUGACUUGUCUUUCAAAUCAGCUGUGGAUACUUUUCCUGACACUAUGUUGCGUUGAUUUGCGCUAUCUAUAUAUCUAUAAUAUAUAUAGAUAUAGAUUUCUUUCUUAUAGCACAGUUCACUAAAGACGUCCAGAUAUGUUGACAAUGACAGCAAUGUACAUGAAUGGAAGUACCGCAGGGAACCAGCGGUAUGCUCGGUGGAACCGGAAGGAUGGUUUGGAGGACUAUGCACAGUCUGAGUGCUAUGAACAGGAUGGAGAUGGGAAGACACGCAAGCUAACACCCUUUGAGAAACUUAUUCAGGACAUGUCACGUGAUGAGAAGACAGUGAAAGAGCUGACUCUGGGCAAAAGGAUCGGCUUUUAUCGACUUCGUGGAGAAAUCGGAAGUGGAAAUUUCUCACAAGUAAAACUUGGAAUUCAUGUACUUACUAAAGGUAAAGUCUUCUCUAAAUCGAUGGGGGAAAAAACUGAAUAACUGAAAUAUAGAAUUCUAUAAUCAGUGGAGGUUUUUGGAACUCUGCAGCACAAUAUGAUCAUAAAACCUUUGCUGGAACCCACAAGUGCCAGUCAUUUUAGCUCAUGAUACAUAAUAGCAAACUACCAUUUGUUCUUUUAACCCAUAAGACAUCUGUACCUAAUAUGAUUAUUAAUAGGAACAUAGAAUAUGUCACAUUAUACAACAUGCAUUUGAUAUACGGAAUUUUAUUAAUUCAUGCUCUGAUGUGGAACAAUAUAUGCUUAAGUGAAUUUUGCCCUAUUAUUAUUAUUAUUUUAUUAUUUAUAUAGCGCCAGCAAAUUCCGUAGCGCUGUACAAUGUGAUCCAUAUAAAUGUAUCUAAAGGUACUCAUCAACAUACAUUCCGUAAACUCCAAGUUUAAGAAAAUUAUAUCUGAAUGGCAGAAUUGAAGUUGAAGUAGCUGAUUUGAAGAUUUCUCCAACUCACAGUUUGGCUAUUUUCGCUUCAGUUUUUCAAUUUAGAUUUAACCCACUAAAAUUCAGAAAGAAUAACCAAGAAUUCUAUUGAUAUUGUACUUAUUUAUUAAAGGAUUACUGCAGCAACCAUGAACAAUCCAGUGAUUUGAAGUGGUUAUAGUUGUAGGAGUCAGUAUGUGCAGUGUUUCAGCUUGAAACACUGCACAUACAGAGAUAUUACUAAUUGUGUUGGGGGACUACUAGCACCGCCUGCGCAUGUUACAUUGGCAACCAGUGUUAAUUCUAUGCAUAAAAAAUGUCUGUCAUCUGCGUGCACUGCGUUGUUAGGGGGAAGCUUUUGGGGCUGACUCUUCAGCUCCCAAUCUCUAUAGGUAGUGGAUGGGGCUGGAGGAUAAGUUUUUUUUUUUAAAUAAAUGUAUUAUAAUCCAUUUUACUCAAAGCAGCCACCUAUGUAGUAUAGUGUAUGCUAUAGUCACCAGUAUAGUGCUGUGCAAGGUAACUGUUGAAAAAGUUUGCCUAAACCUGUAUUAGUUAGGUAGCAGCAUUGCAUUAAAUAUAGGUUGUGCAGCAUUGUGCUUGUUUCCAGCUGUGAUGUCAUUGAGAUCCUGGAGAGCAUAAGCGGUAUGCUGGGCUGUUCAUUGGUAGUGAGGAGAAGCCAUAAAAUAGAGUAGGAAUAUGUAACAACAUCCCCACCUACCUGCUAGAGUAGGGGAUAUCAUGUUUUGCUUUGGCUCAAGCCGCAGCUGUUUCUGGAAUCUUGCAAUUCCCCUUUGUGUUUUCUUUUACUACAAAAUCCAGUUAUAUACUUGGGUACCCUGGAGGGUCAUUGACCAAGAAUAACAUGACAAAUAGUUGCACGAAAAAAACUAGACUCUAAAUGCCAUGAUGAACUUUCUAAAAGCUGUAUAUUUACACAGCCAUUUUCUACAUCCUGUAUAUUUCUGGUUUUGAAUAAUGUUUUGCUAUAAUAUUGUAUCACUUUUUUUAUUUUCCAAGAAAAAGUUGCAAUAAAGAUAUUGGAUAAAACCAAACUGGACCAGAAGACCCAGCGCCUGUUGUCUCGUGAAAUCUCAAGCAUGGAGAAGUUACAUCAUCCCAAUGUGAUCCGACUGUAUGAAGUGGUGGAAACCCUGUCCAAACUGCACCUGGUGAUGGAAUAUGCAGGAGGUGGAGAGCUUUUUGCAAAAAUAAACACUGAAGGAAAGUUAUCAGAAUCCGAAAGUAAAAUUAUCUUCUCGCAGAUAGUCUCUGCUGUGAAGCACAUGGUAAGAUCUUAUCUCCAUCACUGUUUAAACAAUAAAGAUAAUGACUAUACAGACCAGAAGUGGUUUCAAAAUGAAAAUACCAAAAUUCAAUCGAGGCCUUUGAAAAGAUCUUGUUGUAGGAGCGUAGAAUAGACAAUACUAUAUUGCGGGUAUUAUACAAAAUAUUUUGAUGACCAAUAGAGAAAUUAGACAGUCCACCCUUGCUAUCAAUGUUUCAGAAAUCAUUGUUCUGUUUUGCUUCAUCCGUAGCUAAAAAGUUUGAGCUGAUGAACUAAUGUUGUAUUCCUCUUCCCCUUAGCAUGAUAACCAAAUAAUACAUAGAGAUCUGAAAGCCGAAAAUGUGUUCUACACAAGCAACACGUGUGUGAAGGUUGGAGAUUUUGGAUUUAGUACAAUCAGUAAAAAAGAUGAAACACUGAACACCUUCUGUGGUUCUCCUCCAUAUGCAGCACCUGAGCUUUUCCGAGAUGAAAAUUACAUUGGUGUCUUUGUGGAUAUUUGGGCUUUGGGUAUACUUUUAUACUUCAUGGUGACUGGUAGCAUGCCAUUCCGAGCAGAUACAGUGGCCAAAUUAAAGAAGUGCAUUCUCGAUGGAACAUACACCAUCCCACCUUAUGUGUCUGAACCAUGUCAGAAACUGAUCAAGGGGAUGCUUCAGCCAAUACCUUCUGACAGAAGCAGUGUUGAUCACAUCGUAAACAGUGAGUGGAUGCGUGGGGUACAAUACCCAAAGCCCCUGGAACCAUUCAAAUUAGACCCAAAACACUUACUGGAGGCAAGUGCUCUCAAUGAGGAUGAAUUAGAAGUGAAGAUUACCUUGGAAACUUUAGGCAUUGCAGAGGAACAUAUUCUUAACAACCGGGGAAAAGACUCACGGAGUUCCAUAACAGGAAUUUACAGGAUUGUUCUUCACAAAAUGCAGAAAAAGAAGGCAAUCGAAAGCGUUCCCAUAGUAACAAAUCCAGAACCAAAGGAUAAAUACACAAAGAGGCCUCAUCGAACACGCCGAGAAAUAAGGCAUACAUCUAAAUUUUGUUCCAUUUUAUAACUGUGUUUUCAGUUCUUCACUUUGUAAAUUAAGCUCUUCUUGGAUGCUAGAAAUGUGGCAUCUUGGAGCAGCUUGAUUCAUUUUUUUUUAAUACUAACAUGUUGCCUUUCAGAAUACAUUUCUGAUUCUGAUAGCUAUUUUUCUUAAUGCUAGUAGCAUGGUAAUUGUUGCUUAAAAGGGAACUGUCAUUUGCCAGUAUUUUUACCAUUAUAUUUUCUUAUUGCCUCGAUUUAACAGAUAUGCAUCUGGAAGAUGCAAAAAUAAAAUGAAUGAUAGAAAUAUACAACUUUUUAUCUGGCAACUGGAAGCCUCCAUUUUGAGUCCAUGUCAGUCAUUGUUAUAAACUUCUGCACUUUGGAACAGUAAGCAUUGAGGAAGCCCCGGAUGUGCCUCACCUCAACUAGAUUGUUGUGUAAUGUGCUUCAUUUUAAAUAUACAUUUAAAAGACAACAGAGCGUCACAAGAAAAAAAGUUGACACAAGCAAUCAGUGAUUUUCAAUAUUUUACUCAAUGGUGUAACUUCCAAAGAAGUGACAGUUCUCCUUUAAGAUAAUUACGCGAAACAAAGAAGUACUAUUGUAAUGACAGUGCUUCCAAUUAGACCAAAUUCACCCUCUUCUCUAAUUUUAAUGAGAACUUCCAGCUGUGCUCAGCUGUUUGCAGUGCCAAAAUCCUUAAUUAAAUAUGGUUCCAAUAUACAACUCCGACAGCAUUAAAAACCAUCUAGUCUGUCAAGACUUAUAGUUAAGAAAUCACAAACUGAUCAAACUCUUUGAUCUCCUCUUAAACAAAAUGCUUAAAGGGAUAAAACAUGAAAAAAUAUAUUUGGGAAUCUGGCGCCCUCCCUUGCAAUUAAGUGGAUAUUACAAGGUUCUAGAGCACGGAUAGGCAACCUUCGGUACUCCAUAUGUUGUGACUACAUCCCCCAUAAUACUUUUACACACAUAAUGCUGGCAAAGCAUCAUGGGAUGUGUAGUCCAAAACAUCUGAAGCGCCAAGGGUUGCCUAUGCCUGUUCUAGAGCUAGAUUCUUUAUGAUUACUUGUGACAACUGAACAGCAAUUUCCCUCUGACGUCUCAGGGAACAUUUCUUCACAUUCAUAACCUUAUUUCCAAUCAGAGAAUCCAGCCGCCAGUCUGUUGUGUGUUUAUAAUACCAUUUCAGUUCAUUUAAAUCUAACGUUAUUGUACUAUUUAUAUUUUGCUAUUGUUAUUAUUAUAAUAUUGAAAUAUACGAUACAUAGGUAAAAUACCCUAUACUAGGGUGGCCUUUUCAGAACCUCCUGAAGGCUUAGCAAACACUACUGACACUUCAACAAUUUAGCAAUUGUGCUUUUUUUUUCUUUUCUUUUUUUUUUAUUAUUAUUUUUAAUACCAUGGCCAAAUUGCUGGAAUUGAUGCUUUAAUUAAGCAUUUAGAGUUUCAGAUGGAAAGGAUACAUUCCAAAGUGGAUGUUCCGUUCAUAUCAUUUUAUUCCAGAUUAAGGAAUACAUUAUGUACCAAAUCAUCUCACAGUGUGUACAUUAUUGCUAUUGGCUUCCAGUCUAUAUUUUACUGGGUUUGCCAUAAAGUAACAGUUGGAAGUAAAACUCAAUCAGUAGUCAGAGUGCCUUUUUAUAGCAUGUGUAUACAACUAUUUCCAUGUUUCUCUGCUUGCUCAUAUUAAUAAUAAUAUGACAACAUUUAAAAAAUAUAUAUAUUUAAUGGAUGAUUGGCAAAACAUACUCCACAAAAGAUAACAUAAGAAACUUAGAGAUGUACAGGGAUUACAGAAACUGUAGGCUAUUCCUAUGCUUGUAAAUUUAACAGGAUGGUUGUUCAAGGUCAUGGGAAGGUUCUUAGACAGCUGUGUACACCCCUGCCUAUUGGCACAGAAGCAGUGGUGUAUUAAGGUUUACCACAUAUGGAAAUAUUUUCUUGAAUUCUGAAAAAGCAGGACCCCUUAGAGGUAACCUGGAACAGUGGGGCCCAGCUCCUGCAUCCAUUAACUUAUUGUGAUGGUGUCUUUAGGUCCCGACAUGAUGCAUUCAUUCAAUUCAUUUGGCCACAUCUGAAUUCUACUUGCAGCUACAUAGCGAUAUUUAUGUACUUGCCAACAGAAUGUGAAACGCAUAUAGGGUUAUUUACUAAAGUGAGAAUUGUCAUAAAUUCGAAGUGAAUGGGUCAAUUUCAAAUUUAAUUCUAAACUAGUUAGAAAAAAUCGGGGCCAGCUGUUUUGGUGUAAAAUUUGAUAUUUACUUUGAAUUUUCUUUUAAUUCCCACAACUUCCAGUUUCCAUUAUAGUAAAUCAUCCUGAUAGAUAUUUGGAAAAUCAUGGUCAAGGUAGCAACUCUAAAUUAAUCAGGUACAGUGAUACUCCACCAACAUUUUGUGCCACUGUUAAGACCCCAGUGUGUGCCCUGGCCUAAGUAUUUCUAACGCUACCCAUACUUGCAAUUAGACCUACAUUAGACCAGCACUGUGUAUGUGUGUUUCAGCAACGCAUGAAAAUAUAGCACUUGUGAGGUAUGUUCGGAAAGUGAAUAUAUUAGGUCGUCCAUGGAGUCUCAUUUUCAUGUUGAAGAACAAACUACACAGAUUAUGCUAUACAUUUUUUUUGUAUGUGGCUUCCUGUGUCCUAAGUCUUUUUUUGUAGCUCUCAAUAUUGUCUUGCAAAGAGGCUGAGGAUGUAACACAGAGUAAAAGGGGUAUAUUUGUUAAUUGCUUCCCUGGAAAAAUAUAAUUGCUACUAUUCCCGGCCUGGCAUAUAUAAACAGUUGGACAAUGUAUUUUUGUAAAGUAGACAUUGGGUUGAUAAGAGCUCAGUGAAUUGCAGUGGCCUGCUAGUUCCCUGGAUGUACCGUACUGUGUACUAGUUCCCUUGUUAAAACUUAAAUUAGCCCAGAGAUUUAUGUUCCUUGCCAGUAAAUGGUGUCAUAAAUCACAAAGAAAAUGCAAAUCAAGAGAGAGCUCACGCUGUUUCUUAUAAUGCUGGUUGCGAAAAGCUGUAGCCGUGUCUGUGCUAGCAGCAACUAUAGAAACUGUAUUACUUCUACAUUUUCACAAUUUUUCUAGUAAAUGGGAUUGUGUGGCAAUAGCUUCUUUUUUCCCCACCAUAAAUUACAACAUUGAUGUUUUUUUUCCCAAACUAAGAAUUGAACUGAAAAUUAUAGGCCAAAGUAACUGAAAUAUAAAAGAAACUGGCCUUGUCAAUUCUCCACAAACUAAAUUUUUAAAUUAGUAUUAUGCUCAGUAAUAAUAAUAAUAAAUAUUAUUAUUAAAUUAUUUAUAUAGUGCCAGCAAUUUCUGUAGUGUUGUACAAUGGGUGGACUAACAGACACGUAAUUGUAACCAGGCAGUUGGACGCACAGGAAUAGAGGGGUUGAGGGCCCUGCUCAAAGAGCUUACAUUCUAAAGGGAGUGGGGUAUAGUGACACAAAGGGUAUUAGUAGGGGUAACAAAGUAGAUUGCUAGAAAAGUAUUCACUGAGGUCUUAGUAGGUUAUUUUUGACAGUUGUAGGAGAAGAGUCAUGGGGGGGAGGGAAUGAAAACAAUUUCAUUGAUACACUUUCCUGAAGAAGUGAGUUUUCAAUGAUUUUUUUUAAGGAAUGGAAACUGGGUAAAAAAGUGUAACGGAGACGGGAAGGGAGUUCCACAUUAAAGGUGCAGCCCUGGAGAAGUCUUGAAGCGAGCAUCAAAAACAUGCAAUUCCUGGGUAGUGCAGGAUACUUUAGGAAAUUUAUACCACACUAUAGUAUCCUGGCCAAACCUUUUUUUGUAUUAAAUUGUCUGAUUUUUCCCCCUAGUAUUAAUCAGAGUAAAGGCCAAAAUUGGAACAUCUUGCCACUUGAAGAUUUAUAGAAACAGUCAUAGUUGGUUAACAUGAUCAAAUGUCAUCUCUGUUAGAGCACACACACCCCUUAUGGGAUUCCUGACAUAUUAUAAAGCAAUAUGUGUCCUUCUGAUAUACCCCUGACUUUUUCACUAUACUUUGCAACUUUUCACAUCCACUUUUGUGGAAAACUCUUACGCGCAUGAAAAAGCACCCUGAAAAAUAGGUGGGCCAUCCUUAAUGGGGUUAAAUGUUCCAGAAAUUAUCAGUCUCGCUUCUAAAAUAUAUAUUUUUUUGGCAAAGAGCAGAAUGUGGAGUGUUUAUUACAUGUUGUCUAUCAGUGUGUCAGUUGUAAAGCACAAAUUAUCUUAUAUUGCAUGGUUUAUAGUGAAUUAAUUAAAACUUAUAACAAACACUGUAAAAAAGACUCCACUGGACGAAUUGGAAUAACACAAGCUGUUGAUUGACAGAAAGAUGAAAUAUUUAAGUAAUAUACAGUAUUAAUAGUAAAUAGUCAGCAACCAUCCAAAUAUCCUAAGGUGCUUUGUGUUAUGUAAUGAUGAAAUUAAUCAAACAUUAAACAGCGUGCUGGUUUUUGAUUGGUUGCUUGGUUUAAAUCACCUGACUUUUGACUCACCUCCUGUAUGUUAUAAUUAAAAACAAAUUAAACCUCGCUAACCUUUAAAAAAAAAAAAAGAAAGUUGCUGAGCAUUUUCACUACACUGCAAAUAUUAGCACACGUGUACGGGUAUUUUGUAUAAAAAAAAAUGUGACAUUUUCACUACACAAUAUAGCAGAGACAAUAAAGCUAGUGCAGUUAUUCAUUUAGUGUACAGCAGCAAUAAUGAUGAAAUAUAAUUGCCAUCCCUGAUAACCUCUUAGUUUGUGAAAGUUGCCUGCAACGCAUUGCCUUUUAGGAGAAAAAAAAGUGAAUUUAUUUAUAAAAUAGUUUUACCAGGAAGGAUACAUUGAGAUUUCUCUCAUUUUCAAAUGUCCUGAAAAAUUAUGGCUAUUGUGGCACUUUCUGAUUUAUCAGUUAACUUUAAAUUUCUAUAUGAAAUAUUAAAUUGUGAUCUAUGUAGAGGUUUGCUCCGCUGUUUAGAUAUGUCUGCACCAACAUGACACUUGAUUUGGAAUUUCCAUAUUAUUGGAUCAGUACUCUUUUAGGAUUUUACUUUGCCUUCACAAUGGUGGUGAUUACCAUAUUUGACAUCACUGAAUACCUUGCAAAUGGUGUUUUAUAAUACAGAGGAUAAAUAAUGGUAAUGUAUGUAUCAUGGGAAAUAAAUUCAAUUGAGGGAUUCUGCACAUCAUGAUAAACCACAAGACCAAAGAUCUAGUCUAGUGUUUUACAAAUGUUGCCAGAAAUCAAGGAUGCCAUUAUUUUUCCCAAUAAAUAGUUGUGUAUGUUUUAUAGCAGGGCUCGUAAUUUCAAAACAGCACUAGCCAGGCCUUAAAAGUAACUCACCAGUGCAAGCCUGGAGGGUCCAUGACACAUAGAUAGAAUUUAUACUCUCCAGGGCUAAACUUGAAAUUGUUUAAAAUAAUUACUGAAAACCCACUGAGUGAUCUUUUCUUUGUCUAAUUAGAUAUCUCUCUAUAAAUCUUCCUAUAAUUUACUGCUAUUGUUUUCAAUUUAAACCUGCAGCAUUCUAAAUAUACUUGGCAUUGAUUUGCAGAGGACCCAAGCUGCCCAUGUGUCCCCGUCUGAGUUCAGUUACAGAAUCAGUUAAAAUGAAGGCGAGAUAAUUUAGAGAAUUGAUUUUUCCCGCAGAUGUGACAAAUGUGACAUUGAUGAGUUAGGUAGCGAUUCGCUUAGUUAUUCAAAAAUCAUUUGAGUGAUGUGCAGUUAAGGAACCAAAUUUCAGUUUUUUUUUAGCAUGUAUAUGUUGCAAGCACAAGCUGGGUUUGAACUUUUAAUUUUCCUUUUACAUAAACUGUCUCAGUAACAUGGAUUUGUUUUACUGUGUGAGACCUGUUAACAUUGUAGUCUAGAAGCUGGCUAUGUAUAAGCAUUAUUCAUAUGCUAGAGUAGUAGCUAGUUGGCCGCCUUAGAAUUGAUCUGUGCUAACAUUGCAUAAUAUUAAUGACUAUGCUUUGCAAUGCAUUGCAGGCACUUUCGGUACUGAAGAGGUUAAAGCUCAAGUGGAGAAGCUGAGCCUGAUAGGGGAAACCUGAAGUCCAUCUGUCCUGUGAUGCAAGAAUUUUAGACACUGCCCUUUUGUUUAGCAAUACAGAUUUUGUUUUUCCAGCAGUGAAAAGUAAUGUUUGAUUGAAAUUUAUAUAUAUAUACACACACACACACAC